AUGUCCCGAAAGCUCGAUUUUCUCCGAGAGGACUUUGUGACGUCCGCCAACUCGGCCUCGCAAUUCCUUGUCGACAUUCGGGGAAAAACUAUUCAACCCGACCAAAUCAUGGUAUCCUUCGACGUUGUCUCACUUUUCACGUCCAUCCCACCCGACUUGGCGAGCGACGUGCUAUGCAAGCGUCUUGAAGAAAAGUACGACGAAACGACAGGGCCGCUAAAGAUCCAGCACCUAAUGCAGCUCUUUGCAUUCUGCCAACGAACCUUUUUCACUUCCGAUGGCAGAACAUACGAACAAAUCAGAGGAACAACCAUGGGUUCCCCAAUAUCCAGUCUAGUUGCGGAAUUGGUCCUACAAGAGUUGGAAAAGGUUGCUUUCAGCCACUACAAACCUGCGUUUUGGCGCCGAUACGUGGACGGUACAUUCGUCAUUAUUGAAAAGGACAAGCUAUCGGGUUUUCAAGACUUACUUAGCUGCAUAUUCCCCGACAUUCAGUUUACAAAAGAAGAUGAGGAGGACGAGAAAGUACCCUUCCGGGACGUGCUCGUCACGCGCACAGCUGACGGUGAACUCAGCACUACAGUGUACAGAAAGGUCCUCAAUUAUCAUAGCAACCACCCACCGGUGCACAAACGGGGCUGUGUGAGGGCGCUCUUCGACCGGGUAAAAUCGCCCUGUAGCGAGCCCGAAGGAAGAAUGCCAGAACUACGGGAUCUCCGGGGCCAAUUAACAGAGAAAGGCUACUCAAAUAGUUUUAUCAGUUGCUGCGUACGCAAGCACUCACGGCGGACAAAUGGAGGAGAGACACCAACAACUUGGCACUCCCUACCGUACAUAAAGAAUGUAUCCCAGGCUACAGAACGCAUUGCGUCAGAGCUAUGCGUGGGCAUCACUCAUCAUCCGGCGGCCAUCAUGCGUAGCAUGAUCAUGAAAAUGAAGGAUCGACUGGACGCAGGUGAACAGUCGGGCGUAGUCUAUCAAAUUCCGUGCCAAAACUGUCCUUGCCACUACACAGGCCGGACAGGACGACGCCUCAGCUCACGAAUACUUGAGCAAAACGGGUCGUUCGAAGAGGCGACCCAAUAUCUCAAGUCGACACUCCCACGCUGGAGGAAGGCCAUGAGUUUGACUCCGCCAACACGCGGAUAUUGGCGCGAGCCGGCAACAAGACAGGGCGAGAGCUGUUGGAUGCGUGGGUGUCGGACACCGAUUCUAUCAACAGACACAUCGAUUUGCCUGCGUGUUUUCACGCGCUCCGCCCACGCAGCCAGGUGGCGCAGCUCACAUUGUCGCGAAGUACAAACGGCGUCACCACGUCGGGGGACCAUCGUGAGACCAGUUCGAUUCCGAAAGCUCAGGCAAAUAAAUCUGCUGUCCCAGUGAUCGUUCCUUCAUCGGCUUUUAAACAAGAACCUGGGAUGCGCAUAUUCUCUUCCAUUCAUUUACUUAUUUUUGGUAAAAAGUACGUUUUCUUCAAACUUUAUAUUUGAGGACGGGAUGUAAUCUUUGCAGGCAACAUUAGUUAAUGAAGGGAAAAUUUUUCUGAAUGACGAUUUCACGAUCUUGAAAAAUCUCGUAACCGGAGGCGUUUUUAAAACCGAAUUGCGUCGAGACGGAAACGCAUUCCACAAGUUCGGUUAGCAUUCUUGACUCAGCAAAUUCACUAUCUGCAUAAGUAUUAGCGUGGUUCCACCCUUUGAUGUAUAUAAAAAAGUCGCCUUAAUCGAAAGAAAUUUCACAAAAACAACAGCAAUUGCAUUGCGCCUUGUGUCCUCUGUACUCCUUUUCUCUAAAGUGAACUGAUAUCGCUAUUCCAUUUCCUGCACCCAGCCCUACCAUCCCACUGGCAUCGGUCCGUAGGCCUAUCCUCAUGCUUCUAUAUUCACGCACCUUACGUCGUUUUCAACCUAACGCCGCAUCAACGGCUGCCUAGGGUGUUAUCUAGCUCAGUUUUGCCCUCUUCAUCUUGUCUAAGGCAGUGGAAAUAUCUUUAACAGCGAGAAUUCUAAUCCGUUAUCCUACAGCAAGACGGAUGGUACCUAUUUGAUCUCCCAAGGCGCCAUCUUACCUGCCAUUGUUGUGAACAGGUGACCAUGGAAUAUGUGUUGAGCUCCUGAAUUUAUACCUAUUCCACCCUAUCCAAAUCACAAGCACUUCAUCAGUUGUCAGGUUUCUGAUAAAAGUCCAAUAAGUAGAGACGAUCUUUCCAGUCUGGUCUUCCUUUGCCAAUGAAUCUCCAGAUUUUUAAUUGCUCCCAUUACCUGGUCAUUACUGAAAGUCCUUGUUUGUAGCCUUAAGAAAACACGAAGCUUUGUAGUCUGUCCUCUCUUCAGCGCAACUGGCUCCUUCUUAAUGUGGUCCCCAUAGCACUCCGCUUCGUGAAAUCUCAGCCGGAUGUGGCUGCACGCCUAGAGGUGGCUCGUCCGCGCCGGCUACCUGCGUCCUUUUUGGCCUGCGAUCUUCUUGACUCAAUCUUGACACUAAACGCAGAUGGGUGAGAGUGAUGAGUGCAGGGCUACUCUUACUAUAAAGAAACUCUGCGCAAGUCACUGACUCUGCUCGAAUUCUGCAGUGGAGCACAUCGUAGACAUCGUUAAAAAAGGUAGUCAAACUAUCAAUCAGCACAACAAUUUUACGCCCGCACCCGCUUUUUCUCUACCCGUCAAAUGAUGCGCAAAAACUUGUGAUGAUCAUGACGCUGAUCGUCAUGCAUUUGAGCUUAGCACCUUCUUUAAUCAGACCUAUAUUACACUGGGUCAAUCAACAAGCCAGUGGCAAUUAAGAUUAACUUCAGGGAUUCGCUUUUUCAUUGUUCAGGUGCAAACAGGAAGAAUAAUCGUUAAAUUGGAAAAUAUUUCAGCCGAUUUCGUCUAUUCUUCAUCGCCCUAUCGGUGUUCUGAGAAUUCUCGAAGUUCAACUUUUGCUGCCGUCCAUAGCAAGUCUUUUAAAGAAGCUGAAGCAAACUUUUUGGUUUGUGCGGACUUGAAGUUUAGGACACUUCGUGCAUUAUUUAUUUGUAGCCCGCAAUUCAUUAAUGAAUACAUCUAAAGUACACUCAGCAGAAUACAGAGAUGCUGAAAAUUUUCUGACUCCUUCAAACUAUCUCCUAUCGUUUCAGAACACAACCAGUUCACAGUAGGGUCGCGCUCAUUUAACUUUGUUCCGAAAAUUGCUAAGACCGAGACGGUUACACAUGGGUCAUAGCAGGCAAUCGAAUCAAGGGAAAAGGGAUCUAAAGCCAAGAGCUGAAUAAGGUGUUUUUAUCAACGAACACAGUUAGAUUAGUGAAACACUUUGGUACUUCAUGUAGGAAAAGUUAGGAAUUAUUUAGAUGGCAUUCAGCAGCAACUAAAAGUCGCCUCUUGUUUUCUUUACUAUUUUCUAUUUCAUAUGAAAAUGAAAAGCAUUUUCUCAGCCAUCCUUUGUACGUAUGUAUAGGCACUAAAUUCCCUCGUCCUCAACCCAAAGAACAGACCGAUGCCAUCGUACUCAGGUUCAAGCAGUUAGCGGCUGAGUGAGGUAGUCGAAUCGAUUCCAAACACACAGAAGUAGUGACUAAGGUUGGAAAUGGAUUGGUCAGUAUGAGAGGACUGCUGGCUGUAGAUGUGUUCACAGGAACGGACGGCUGAAGAAGACAUCUAGUCGAGGAGCGAGCCACAAUAGUGGACCCCUUCACGUUCAUUUCAAAACAACAGAAACUGGGUCAGUUUUGAGGGUCCUACUGCAUCGAAUAAGUGAAUUCGGCCUCAGACGUAGACACGCAUAGCAAGCUCUCUUGUGAAUAGCUGCCCAUAACAAAGUCAACCUUGGAUGUUCGAUGUGAGGCUGCGAAAUGCUGUCGUGCAGGUUGCGCUUUUACAUCCUGCUCCAACUCGGGGCAUCUAUAAGGACGAGUCGACAUUUGGAGCAUAGUCGACAGAGGUAAUGCAUUAUAAUUUACCCACCGCGUGCAGUGCAGGAUCACUGAACUGAUGGUGGCCGUAAAAACCAAGACUUGUGUUAAAAAAAGCUCGUGGUCUACCGCAAAACGGUUAACUGACAAGAACGGCCUUGGGCACUCAGGCAGCAGACAUUUUUGGUCACGACCAGCUUAAUAAUUCAUGCGUCUCCUCACCGAGCAGGAAGACUUGGAGAGGUGGGUAAAAGCUAUCGGCAUACGAACUCUUCCGUGGUCAACGCGAAUGCUAGGCCUGUUUGCACUUGAGCACGCUUUACGCUAUUUUCGAUUAGCAGGCAUAGUUUCUCCACCACUCGGAAUGUCUGAAAUUUGCUUGGUUGGAGAGAUGAAACGAAAAUCCUAUUUGAUUUUUUAAUUACUCGAAAGAAAACGUGUGAUGCGAUUUGUGACGUCGAAGCAUUAAGGACUAUAAAUAGGAGGUAUUAAAGUGGACAAUAGUAGGCUGUACAAUUCUCGCUUUCUGUAAUGACUACAUACUUCCUCGUUCUUCCAUGUUGUUUUUGAUUUAGAAAUGCAAGCCAAAAAUACCAGCAUGGAUUCCCAAUUGAACUCACCAGUCUCGUGCAGUUUAAGGCUGGAUAGCGUUUUACUGCCGAAUGUGUCGUCUGGUUUUCAGUUGCAUUUAAACGAAUUGCCCAAUUCCUUCCCUUCUUAUCCCCUUCUUUAAGUUAGCUGAUAUCGAUUAAACGAUGACUUAAAUCAAAAUAAUUUCUCCUGCUCCACAAACUCAUUAUUCCUUUAGCCCACCUUAAUGUGUAUCAUACCGAGAACGUUGUUAACAUAUUUCUAGCCUGUGACUGAGUUUAUGCCAGCCAGUCUCCGUGCUGCAUCCCACCUUGUUCCUUUAAAUUAUAAAAACACCUCCCUUGAUAGGCAAAUCACGGUCGGCUGACCUUACCAGAAGCUUUACUGUUUACAUCUUUUGUUUUUUACGACGACAACAAUAGUAGAUGCCUCUUUGUUGACAGUUCCAACCAAAUUUGCGUCAUUACGCACGAUCAAGCUGGCCUACAUUUUUCCCUUACUCUUCCAUUUUUUUCACGAAACAGUGGGUGCCUCACAAGUGAUCACAUUUAUUUGUUGACAUUUCCUCCUGACUUUAGCCCUCAAAUGUCUUCAUUCCAGAAUUUUUUGGUAGUUGAUCUCCAACUGUUCUCACGGUUUUCUGUGCUCUGGUUGACUGUCGACACGUCAGACUGCAUACCGGGCCGACACCUCUGUCUGUCAGAGACAUUCGUCCCAUGUCUCAGGACUUGCUUCAUCGUGUCUUAACUUCUUAGCUUUAUGUAUGGUUCAUGCUGCGGUUAAAACCUGACAUUAUUCGAAAAUCUGGCAGUCACUGGGCAUCUCCAUUGCAAAGAGUUACCGAGCAAAAGGGAACUGAUUGAUAUCAUUCGAAUGUCAGCGGCGGGGCAGACACUUUCAGGAUGCUUAUGAGGAUGUCCAAAAUAUAUACGUAUCAAGACAGCUGUCACUAGACCCACUCACGGUACACCCCAAACCACUUCAUUUUCUCUUUUCAUUUCCCUCCGCUGUCCCCUGCCUGCCACCCUCCAUCAAAAUCACGAUUUUUGGAAUUCACAUGGGCUUCUUGAUGCUCCUGUUUUUAAAAUGAUGCUUAAAAACUGUAUUUUGGUCUUCGGAUGAGUUACCGUGCAAGGGCAUUUAAAAGCUGAUUGGUUUUAUCUGUUCAACCUCAAAUUUCUGGAACUUUAUACAUCCACAUGGAUUUCACCUUCCUCCAGAGCCAGAUGCCCAGUCUCAAGCUCAAUAUCCUUCUGAAUACUGUCUUAUUUUGUUGGCCACUCAAAAGCUUACGCUGUUGGCUCAGGGUACUUAGUUUGGUCGUCAUGCAAGGCUGAAAACCGCGCAAAACAGACGGGUUUGGCUGGAUGUUGUCGCGCUACAGGCCACUUCCAGUUUCUUUGAACUUCAGUGGAAAGGUCAGGGCGAAACCUCCUCCUUCUGUAUCUUAAGAACGCAUACCCGACCAUCCCAUCUCUAUCGCCAUAUUUUGGCCUGCAGUCAUCUUAUGAAAUGUCAACGGCAAUUCUGAAAUUAUUUUCGAUUAAGGAGGAACACUUGAGUAGGGUUAUGAUAUUGUUUGUCGUGAUGUGCCAGACGUGCCAGGAUGUUAGCUUUUGAAUGCACGUUUUUUGGGCGCCCGCAACAACUGCACUCGGCGAGAAUGUUUUCCUAAGUUGUAUGCAUUUUCCAUUGCUUUUCGAUGUUCUUAUAGGUUCAAAUAUAAUUUAUACAAAACCUACUAAGAAGCACACAUUUUCAUAUUUAUUUGGUCAAAAAUCACCUUAGUUUUAAAUUGUUUACCCGGAAGAAGGGUAUAUUUUAGUUUAAAAGAAGUUCCUGAACUGUUAAGCAAUUUUCUGUUCCAUCUGCGCUGCAUUCACGUUUAGGGUUUUCAGUCUACAAGCUGCAUACGUUCCGUGUAGAUAUAAUUAGAUAAGAUGUAGUUAUUUAGCCCCACCUGAUAGACACAUUACUGUUGGGGUUGAGAUCGGGGGGUCAGGGUUAGGGAUUAGGAUUAUAAGUUAUGAUUAGUAGUAAGGGUUGGGGAUUAAGGUCAAGAGUUUGAGUUAAGGUUAGGGUUAGGAGUUAGGACAAUUUUUCUCAACCACUCGAAGCACAACCGCGCAUUCCCAAUAGCCGUUCUUUUGCAUACAAUUACUUGACCUCGUCACCUGUGCGUUUACCGACCCCACCUGUAAAAACUCCUAUUACCACCUAUCCCGUAUUACAGAUGGUUGGAGUUUUUUACUUCAAGUGGAGCUACAUAACCACAUCUGACAUGUAAUCAUAUUUUUUCUGUGCCAAUGAUAAGAUACCAUAUUGGGUUCAAAAAAUUCCUAAUUAAACUUAAAAUAUGUUCUGUACUUUCUGGGGAACUUUACUAACUGGACAGAUAGAAUGCAGUUUGGAGGGAACUGCACAGUUGUAGGCAUCUCCUAAUCAGAAACCUCUGGAAACCCAGAUGUACUUUUUCUUUAAAAAAUAUAGUUUGGAAAAAAAGUUUCUUUCAAUCAAGUGAGCACAUGAAAGAAUGUUUUGUCCUGUUUUCUUUAAGAUGUUUUUGGAUUUACAAGUUCGCGAAAACCAAUGAAUGAAAAAGCAUGCUACCUAUGCAGUCUCUUGUUACCGAUGAAUGUUUUGAGCGGCCGAGAAGACAUGCAUUCUGAAGUCAACAUUCUGGCAUUUGUGAUACAUCUUGGGAUUGCGUUGUACGAUUAUCCAAAUUACAACUCCACACACGCAAUCCAUGCAGAUCAAAAAUAAUUCCGGAAUGUUAUCUUGAUAUUUAAAAAUUAUUAAUCUUUUCGGCUGCCUAGUCGAUUCUGUGCACAUUUUAAUGUGAUUCUAGCAUAGUCGGUGUGUGGUUUAAAAGCUGCUUAACAGGAUGACCACGAAAAGGUCAGGAACGUGUAAAUGUCGAAACACAUGAUCAGGUAACGCGGAAAAAAACAAUUUAGGCCCAAACUACGUUUCGUAUCCGCACAUUGCAACUAGAAUGUAAGUGCCUUCCUAACAAAGCUUUCGCAGCAAGACACCAAUUACGUGCCGAUUACUCUUUAAUGCCACAAAAAUGCGUGCUCGGACUUUGUUCCUCCAUACUCCAUCUUGUCUUUCUGCAUUCGAACUUGGGGAGAUUGACCCGAAUGUAGGUACCUUUCUGGACCAUUGUGGCUCAUGACCAUCACCUUAUUUUUCGCAGUCAUUAAAUUCCUCUUGUGACUUCACGUAAUGCCAGACACCUACCAGUCGAAUUUUCACUCCUUGAAUUCCAGCUAAUUCCUGUACUUUUAACUGCAUUUACUGCAAGCUGCACCAAAGCAAAGACGUGAAUAUUAAAGGCUACAUACGUCUGAAGUCGCGACAAUAAUUUCUAAAUAAAUAUUUUAGGGCUAGGAGGCCUCUUUUUGCGUGGGAGUUCUACGUCCGCAGUGUUUGGAAUGCGCCUUGUAAAAAUAGACAUCUGAGGAACCUUCACACCCCUCUUAAACGACAGUAUCACCCAAGCCGUUUGAACCUACAGGUCCAUUAUUUACGCAGUUAAGUUGUGUUUCGUGCAGUGCCUAUCAAAAUAAACCAUCUAACGAGAAGGCGGCUGGCAUGAACAUCCGGUUCACUGUUAUUAACUACACAUGAAAUAAGCGUAAUCGAGCGAAAAUAACUAAAUAAUCAAAAAUCCAUAAAAACGCGUGCGCCAAAGCACGACUAACAAAGCAGAAUCUCCCUUAAAAGCAAAGCGCUAAAGAGAUGUCACAAGUACCAUUUUAUUGCUUAGAAAGAACAUCUCAUAAAAAAACACAAACGGGUGUCACAUGGAAGAACUCAAAUUACAGUAGAUGGGCUAAUUUAUUAAGUGUCAACAGAAAUUUCGAAGUGCGUUUUUGGUUUCAAAAGAAUAAUUAAGUAGGGUUGUAAAACUAAGCAUCAUGCAGCAAAUUAUCAUAAUAAUUCAGUUACCUCAGGAUGCCAGAUUUCGAACGAAUCUCUUUUAUUCUUCAUGGAAAAUAUAUGGUCACUGGAAAAUGACUGCUUACUUGGCGUGCAUUUUUCUCAUUUACCUUCGAUGCCCUUAAAAAUCCAAUUAUACUUCAUGGAAAACAUGCAUAAAAAUAUUCAUUCUCCUGCUCAUUCAGUACAGAAUCACGUCGUCUUCCAAGUUAAUGAUCGAAUAAAGGAAAUAAUUUGGGUUUAAAAACGUUUCUAAGUGUGGCAUUUUUUAAUACCGUGAAAUGGCCGUUCAUGAUAUCUCAUGCCGCUGCAUUUACCAAUUGGGCUUGUAUAGUUCACGAUAUGGCUCAUAUCCACUGUCAAAUUUUAUGAAUCCCCAUACAGUCUCCCUUUAAUACCGUCGAGAAAUAUAUGGCUUUAUGGACGCGGAGAAUAUACAGCUUGUAGUUGGGAAACCACGAAUGCAAGCGUAACUGCACGUCGGGCGCAAGAUUCUUCGACAAGUGGAAAAAUUUUCGAAAACCAAAUUACCCCCUUUCCUUGAGUAUAAUAUAGGAAGACGAAGUUUUCUACCGAAUGAGCAGAAGAAGAAGUACUUUUUAUGCAAGUGUUCCAAGAAAUGUACUUGAAUGAUUGACGGCAUCGAAAAUCAGUGAUAAAAAUGCAUGUAACACAAAUAGUCAAUUAUUACAGUUGCCAUAAAGUCACCUAAUGGCAGGCCAGUCACGGGCCACUAACCUUAAAUAGAGCAGACAUUUUUAUCGUUUGUGUAUAUGAGAAACCUUUUUAAGUCAAAUUUAUUUAGGGUAUUCUGCGAUGGUGAAGUCUGUUGAAUUUAAGAGCGGAUUUUAAAUAUUAAUGUGUGCUGUUUGAUUUUCAGUGUUUUAAAUUCACUGCGAAUCAAUGUGGACUCUGAACUAUAAAUUUAUAAAACUCUUCAACAUAAAAUACUUUUGGAAAUUAGUUACCCAGUUACUGAGCUCCUGGGCCUAUUUUCUUAUGCACUAGGUGGACUAACUCAACCGAGAUACCGAAAUGCGUUUUCGUUCUGAAAAUAUCGAUUAAGCAGUGUUGUAAACCUAAUCAUUUUGCAGCAUACUUCUAUAAAAAUUCAGUUGCAUCGGGAUGCUGCCUUCCUAAAAAACUUCUGUCCGGCUGCAUGCACAAAAUAUGCACUGGGAAAAAUGACCACUAACGUGGCAUGCAUUUUUCUCAUUGAUCUUCGACGUCCUUGGAAAUUUAAUUACAUUUCAUGGAAACCAUGCAUAAAAGCAUUCAAUCUUUUAUUCAUUUGGUAGAAAAUUACAUCUUCAUUCAAUUUUACACUCGAAGGAAGGGUGUAAUUCGGUUUCCAAAAACUUUUCGGAAUUCCGAAUAAUUUUGAACCCGACGUGUCAUUACACGUGCAUUCAGGGUUUGCAAACUACAAGUCGAAUGUUUUCCGCGUACGUAAAACCAUAUAUUUCUCUACGGUAUUAAGAGAAGACUAUAUAGGGUUCAUAAGAUUUAGCCGUGGAUUUGAGCUAUAUUGUUAACUUUACCGGCCAUAUUAAUAAAUGCAGAGACAUGACGUUUAACGGACGCUCCAUUUCGCGGUAUUGAAAAAUCUCACAAUUAGAAACUUUUUGAAACCUAAAUAUGCCCUUCCUUCGAGUACAAAACUGAAAGAAAUCGUUAGUGUCUACCGAAUGACCAAAAGAGUAAAUAUUUUUAUGCAUGGUUUCUAUGAUAUGUAAUUAAAGUUCCAAGGUCAUCGAAAAUGAAUAAGAAAAAUGCAUGCUACGUAAGUAGUUAUUUUUUACAGUGUAUAUUUUGUGCAUGCAGUUGGAUAGAAGUUCUUUCGAAAGGCAUCAUCACAAUAUAACGAAAUUCUGAUAGAAUUAUGCUACAGGAUGAUAAGUUUAAUAACACUGCUUAAUUAAUCUUUUUGAAACGAAAGCGCAUUUCGGAAUUUCAGUUGACUUUUCAUGCGUUGGCCCACCUCUUGUAUAUGUUCCCGUUUGUGAAGCAAUUGAAUACCCACGCUUAUGGAAAUACCAUGUCAAAAAUGAACAUCUGCAACAGAAGUCAAAGACGGAUAUGGGAACGAGGUAUGAGGUAAUACUUGUGAACGAUAAGACAAACCGAUUAGAGUUCAUCUUUCCAUACAAGCAGGACGUGUAAAUAAGAGAUUGGGAAGAGUGGACAAAAGUAGCAGUGAGCGUUAAGAGGAGCUGUGUCACAGGGGGGAAGAGUAAAUCGGGACGCGUGCACAUGCAUGCAGACAGUUGCGUCUGCUGAUGCCAGUAAGCGCCGACCCAGUUGCUUAAGACAGUUAGGUGGGACCUUGUAAAUCACACGGUAGGCUUCGAUGAGAUGCACACAGCAUCAGUUAUGUAUGCGAGGGUGGAGCUCUCUUUACCGGCAGGUGUUCUCGUAGUCUUUUGGAUAGCACCCACUCGUACAACCAAUAUAAUUUGCUCUACGGGAACAGGUAAAGGGAUGAAUGCGCUUGAAGGUGGUCUGAACUGGUUGUUAUCCUUACAUUCCUCGCUUAAGUCGGGGUUAGUCAAGAAAAAUAUCCGAACUCUUACUGCCGUGAUUGAUCAUGGAACGGCUUGGCCUAGGCAUUCUCUCAAGAGUUAACUUGCCGCGUUCCCUUAAAAGGGGACUUUAUGGAACAGAGUUAUUUCCGUCGGUUUGAUGAGUUUUGCGGUCGUUCGGCAAGAUGCUCGUUUCCUCGAAGGAGGUCCUGGAUAAUUCCAUAUAUCCAAGAGACUUUUCUGCCCUUUUGCGUCAAACAACGGACUAAAUUUCGUUUCUGUUGAAGGGAUGCGAAACUGCAGGAAUUCAUAUAUUGCCCAGGUUUCUUUUCGAUAGACACUUCUUUAAACGCUAUCGUCAGCUUUUUACCUAGAGGGAUGUCUAAGAAAGGCAGAGAGUCUCCUGCUUCCCCGUUCAACGUAAACCUGAUCGACGCGUAUGCUAGAUUUGCAGCAUCUAAACGGGUGGUUAUUUUGGUUUCUCUCUGUUUAUGUCGGUUUCGUCAAAGUAGAGCAGAAGUGGCUUCAGCUUUUCAAAGAAAACAUCGGCCAGGAGAGGACCAAGAGGCGGUCCCAUACCAAAUCCAUCUGUAUGUUUACAUAUGUGUUUGUCAAUGAGGAACUGCGCUUCUUGUGUGCAUUUUUGUAAUGGUCCCUUGACUGCAUUCGUCGGGAUUCCUUUUUUCCUGGUGAAUGGUUAACAGGAAUUAACAGACUCGACUGUCUCUGUGAUCGGUACGUUUGUGAAGAGUGAUGCGACAUCAGGUUAAAACAUCACGAUACCAUUUAGGUUUAGGUUUUUGACGUCUUUGCUGAGUCCGAAGGUAACCCGAAAGCUAAGUAGGACUGGUUGAUACUGUGCGGGAUUAAGUUUCUCCACCUACCACUUCGCUACCCCGCCCUAAGGAGAGGUGCGUAUGUCAAAUAUCGGACGCACCGGUGGAGCAUUCCUGUUGAUCUCCAGUAGACCAUAUAGAAGAACAAUUGUGUAGGCGCCUAUGUGAGUCUUUUGGAAACCCUGACUGUAGUUUCAGUCCGCUCACCCGUUUCAGGAAUGAAGAUCUCUUUGUGUCUUCCUGUCUUCUUCCCCUUUUCUCGGUAUAGUUGAUAAAUUCCUGUCUUUUGUUUUCUGUCAGGAUGUCAAGAACGGCUGUGCGUUAAUAAACAUAACGUCCUAGAUCUUCCAUUUUUGCGCGCGUGAUAUUCAGUUGACGUUUAACGUAUCUUCUCGUGGUUGCGGAGGCAAUAGCUGAAAGACUAAGUCGCACUGCUCUGCAAUAGUCUUUUGGAUACUCAUUUCUCUCAAUACUAUCUUCCUUAAACUUGGCCAGUACGCUUGCCUCCACAGGCUUGGUGUUAAAACGUGGAUACACAUUGAGUGCCUUUAACAUCGCAGGAUCUUUUGACUGUGUUUAGAGUUACGACAGUUCUCAUAAAACAACUCGGAAGACCAUUUGGCGAACAUAUACGUGUUUUCGACAAAUUCUCGACAGGCCCGAAUAUGUAUACGGAAACGAUGCACAUAGUCAAAUGUGUGAGCAAUAAAAGAAAUCGAUUACGGUUCGUCUUUUCAUGUGCAUGUAAUGACCCGACGCGAGUUUAUCGAAAGCAUGUGUAUGUUUAGUAGACGUUCUUUUUGAUAGUAGUUUAUAUUCCGCCGCAAACAGACGACUUUUUUUGUCCUUAUAUUUCAUCUUUUUCAGUACCGCGAGUUACUUUUAGGCUCUGUUCUGCGAUUGUGAAUGAACUGAAGCGGGGUACUAUAAGCGCCAACAUAAUGUGCAGGCUGAUAAUAUUUGUCCGCCCUGUUUCUAAACUACGCAUACGCUGGGUCUAAACCGCUCAAAACGUACAUUUCCACAUGUCGAGUACACAAAUGGAUUGUUCAAUUAUGACCAUUUUUUCCGUUCCUGUUAGUGUCUUCGUAAACAGCAAGACGGUAUCAACACCUUCAUACGAAGGGUGGCCUGCGGUCGUAAUUAUCGCAUUUUGGAGGAGGAAAUCACAAAGAUUGGCAUUUAAUGAUCGAUACAACGUCUAGCCCUCCAAAAUAGCCUGUUUGUGUGCAAAAUGCAUCCAAUGGUUGGUGUCUGGCAAGAAUCAAUUGUUUAAUGUGACAAGUUUUGUAAGGUAAAAUUUUUGGGGUUUAAUUACUCUCCUUUCACUGAAAAAACAUGUUCGGAUGCGCAAACUAGGUCUUGGGCAGCAAGUUAUGUAAAGAAUUGUCUAAAUAUAUCGUAACGCGUAUUUCCACUCAAUUUUAUGAACAUCGUACGUGAUCACGUCACCUAGACGCUUAUUUCGCAGGAAAAAAGACAUUAUCCAGAGGGAGAUUGGGUAAAAGAGCCAAAUGCACGGUGUUUAAAAUGCUCAGAAUUAUCAUACCAGUUCCUAAAACCGCGUUUAAUAAGUUAGGACACAUACAGUAUAAUCAGUGAACUUCUGCCUUGUCGUCCUGAUUGUCUCAAUCAAUGAAAUCUAAAUGCCGGCCUUUAGACCUGAAAUUUGGAGUACCGGACGGUCGAUGGAAGGUAGACUUGCGACUCUGUGAUCUAGCGAAUGCAUUCACUUCUCUUAUUUGCUAUUCGGUCAACGCCAAGGGCCUAAACAAAAGCACCACCAAGCAUAUGACACGCUGUUCCAAACAUUUAUUAUAAAGCGACCGAGCACAUUGCUCCGGGAUAAGAUUUUGGAAUUUUACGUCAGACCAAAGCCAGCAUGCUAACAAGGUCAUGAAAAUUAAAGGCCCAUUAAAUCACAGGGAGCGGACUGGGCUAGUGCUCAACAUCCCGUUCUUAACCUGUCAUCGUGACUACACAGGUCAAAAUGAACGCAUGCUCGGAUUGCGUAAUCAUGAAUGAAGCGACGGGAUGACUGAUUAUCUAGAUUGGCUGCUCUUGGCUACGAAAAGGGUCAUUAGUUCAUCCUUGCAGCUGCCAAGAUAUUCUUCCCCACCGAAAGUGCGAAACGUUGAAAAUUAAUUGAAGACUGGGCUUCGGAUUCGAACUCAGUCGAUCGAUCUAUCGAUCGGGCACCAGCAUGCAGAAUAUUGCGCCGUCACCUCCAGACCUACAUUACUGGCCGUUGAUUGACUAAUGUCCACAUGUAACCGUCACUUGUUCUGUUGCUUCCAUUAUCUCCAAAAAUGAACUGCUUUAGUUCGAAAGCAUUGAAUAAUAAACAAAUUGUUCCAGUAUUCGACCAGUCUGCUUUACUCAUUUCUACCUGCCCCGCACACAAUGGAGAUUCAAAAUUGUAUGAGUUGGCUUGAAGCAAAUUUAGUACACAUACACUGAAAAGACGGCAGUAAAACAAACGUCACCCUUCAAACUGUGAAGGCGUGAGCUGUAGUCUUAUGCUGAAAAUAUGAGGUUGGUCGUUUGCUAAGGCGGCAAGAGAUCCAAGUGUUCCAAUUUAUGGAGCCGGUACCAUGACGAUCAAUGCAUAACGUAAAAGUCCAACCCUUUUCCCACCCUCCCUUCAUCAGUAAUGUCUUCUCUCGCCAAACCUUCAAAACGACCAAGCGUAAACCGAACAUUACAGUUCCAACUUGCCACCUAAACAAUUUCAGGCGAGAAUUCACAUUUAAAAAACCUGAUGUGAAAUUAUCCAAAUAUUCUUUCGAAAUUUCGGUGUCCUAUUAACGCAAAUAAAAGAAAACAUCUACGAAUGGAGCAAUUUUUAAAAAUAUGGCAUCGCGCCGUUUUAUGUUUCAAAAGUUUGAAGUAUUCGAAUGCCUAAAAAGUAUGGCUGAACUUAAUGCGUGGUAGAGUGAGCGGAAGUUAAUAUAAAUCUGCAAAAGGCUCUUGUGUUGACAGUGUGUUCUUACUUUAGUCGAGUCCUACUGCCAAAUCCCAAAGCCGACGUCUCCAGAGCAGAUUAUUUUUGGGUUUUAUAAAAGUUUUAAAAGCAUUACUUCUUUGUCUAUUGUUUUACACCCUUUUACCUGAAAAUAACGGGGCUACGUUGUGUUGGGCCGAUUCGCUCUUUAAAACAACAUGCAAAUAUCUUAUAAACGAAUUUCAGCUACAAGUACUUUAAACUGCCGCAGCGAACUUGAACUGCUCGACAAAUACUGCAGCAAUCUGGUGUUUUCUGGGAUUUAGUGCUAAUUAUGGCAUAUAGUGCUGAUAAGGGUUAAGCUUUGCCUAGGCUCCCGCAGUCGCUAAAUAACGUCUUACAUUUAUUUUUCUAUUAUAAACAGGCAGUCAAGAUUGUUGUUCGCGGGCACCUGCAACCUGUGUGUCUUUUCCCAUUGUCCAGAAUCAUUGUAGGAUCUUUGUUAUUUUGUUGGAUAAAACAAUAGUAAUCUUAUGAGACAUUUAGAUGGUGUGAAAGGAGGUUUAAAGGAAGGCCAUUUUCAGUUCCAGGAGCUACCACACGCAGUGUCAGACAUCAUGCAAGAGAUUAACGUGACUUUUUGCUACGCUCUCUGAAAGCCAACUCCAAUUAACAAAGAAAUGAAUUUAAAUCGUACAUACUUGGCUCGUCAGACAAAAAAUGGUCGGAGGAUGUUACUCCCAGGAAGUUUCAUACCCCUUUUUAAGAUCGCAAGUCUUGCAUACUUCCGCCAAAGGUUUGAGGGAACUGUCUGGAAAGAUUCAAAUAAAGGGUUUCUCGCGGCUUUGCUGAUUGCGUAAGAAUAGCAUACGCAAAAACAUGUGAUUAAAAAAACAGAAGCAAAGACAGUCCCCCAUUUUCUCGGUUUCACCUAGCAAAUACGAUCUAAGUAACAAAGCUGUCUCAAACCUGUCGGUGGUCGAUGAUGUUUUAAAAGGGCAGCGCCGUGGCGCCGGACGCUAAAAUGGUCAUUCAUGCAAAAAUAGGUCAGAAAUAAUUUUAGUGGGGACCGAGAGUACCUGUGUGACCCUCACAUAUUAGUAGUGUUUACCAAGCAUACUGGGUUUCAAAAUAGUAUUGCCAGUUAUGUUAAAGCUGUCAGCGUCAAAAAUGAACGUUUUUUUGAAAAUCAUCAUGGCUCCGUCAGCUGCGAUCUGUUUUCGCUCAAUUGAAUUCUCGCUUACGAAACUGUGCGCCAAAAUUGUUUCUCCCGUGAAAUAAAAUAUAUUUCUCCCUAGCAACUGUUCAUGAAGCCAGGAACUCCCGCAGAAAUGAUAAGUGGGGAUGUAUGCUGUUUGUGAACUAUACUUUAGCACGGUAUUUCACUCGUCCGAAAAUAUUUCCGCUUACAAAUUUCCAGUACUGGCAAUCAGCCAAUUUACAUCCACAAAGAUGGUUAGUAAGAGAUCCCCUUGUAUUAGGAUCAUUUUAAGUACUUACCUUCAAAACGGAACUUACAUUAGGUGGGCUAACCCAUGAAAUGUAAGCCGAAAUUCCGAAAUGCGUUUGUGUUUCGAAAAGAAUAAGUAAGGAGGGAGGUAAAACUGAUCCUCAUGCAGCAUAAUAUUUUAAUAGUUCGAAUACCUUAGGAUGUCAGCUUUCGAACGAACUUCUUUCUAGUUGCAUGCAAAAGCUAUGCUCUGUAAAAAUGACUACUUAAGUGUCGUAAAUUUCUUUUACUGCUAUUCGACGCCCUUAAAAUUCCAAUCAUAUUUUAUAUAAAACAAUGCAUGAAAAUAAUUAUUCUUCCGCUCAUUCGAUCGAAAAUUAAACCUUCUUCCAAAUUUCUACUCGAAGAAAUGGUAUAAUUCGGUUUUAAAAAAGUCUCUAAUUGUGAGAUUUUUUAAUACUGUGAAAUGGCCGUUCAUGAAUGCUCAUGUUUCAGCAUUUGUCAUGUUGUCUUGUAUAGUUAACAAUAUGACUCAAACCCACUGAUAAAUUUUAUGAAUCUUUAUAUAAUCUUCUCUUAAUACCGUAGAGACAUUUAUGGUUUUCAGGACGCGGAAGAUAUACAGCUUGUACUUUGUAAAUCCUGAGUGCAAGUGUAAAAUUAGGUCGGGUCCAAAAUUGAACAGUUUUGAAAACUGAAUUAUACCCUUCCUUUGAGCAUAAUAUUGGAAGAAGGCGCAGUUUGCUACCGAAUGAGCAGAAGAUGCAAUAUGUUUAUGCAUUUUUCCAUGAAUUAUAAUUGAGUACUUAAGGGCAGUAAAAAUUAAUGAGAAAAAUACAUGUUACAUUAGAAGUUAUUUUUAAGUGCAGGAUUGUUUGCAUGCGGCCAAAAAGGUCGUUCAAAGACCGGUAUCCUGAGGUAACUGCUUUAUUAUAGAAUUAUGUUGCAUGACGAUUAGUUUUACAAUCCUACUCAGUUAAUCUUUUCGAAACGACAAUGCAUUUUGGAACUUAGGUUGACAUUUGAUGAGUCAGCUCACCCCCUGUAGGUUGCAUUAAUUAAUGGAAUGCAUCAAUUCACAGACAUACGAUGGAUGCGUAGUCGGGGAGCUAAUUUCUGUUGAUGAGAAUGAGAACUUAAACUACACGCUACGUCAAGAAAAACCCAAAAGUGCAGAGUACUGCCAAACAGCACGCAACAUUCUUUCAUGCAGAGUUGGAGCAGACGGCAAUAUAAGGAACGCAAUCGCGGAGGGCCAGUCUAAGAGAAACCACCAGUAAUAAUUAUGCUAAAGCCUUGUCACAGCCUAAGAACAGAGAAGUUAAUGUUAACUUUAGAUGUACAAUUUUCAGACUCCAUCUAGGGCUUAUUGCCCGUCCGAGGAAUGGCGCGUACAGGAUACCCUAUGUAAUGGUUCGUACAGUCAAAAUGGGAAGCAGAAAAAUGGGUUCAUUUGUUUUUCGAACUCACGCAAUUCCUCUUUUUAAACGGUCCGCGGGCACGAUGGAUGCUGAUAGGAAUUCGAGAAGCAGCAGACCUUUUUUAUUUAAGCAGAAAUAAAGCGGGGCUGAAGUUUGAAUUAUGAGUAGGUCAUGCGUUGCCAAUAGUUUCGACAACUACAAACAGAACUGUUAGGUACAAGUAUUUAACCAUCACAUAGAAACCUUAAGAAGACACAUUAGACAUGGAUUUACAAGUUUGUCUCGGAACUGUUGAGAAUAAUUUGUCAUUUUUCAUUAGAGUUUGCGAUAUAGCUGCAUAGUUUAUUUAUUUGGUAAAACUCCAAAUCAUGCAUAUCAUAAACGCAACUUAUUUCAGCAUAAUGUCACCGCAGUUACCAUUUAGACCAAAGACUGUUUUAUGCUGAUUUUCGUAGCCUGAUGCUUCAACUGCUCCAUCGCUACCUCGAAAACGUUUCCGUUGGUGCGCAUUGUCAUCUAGUGUAUUUGUGAUCCCCACAUUAGAUAACCUCAUUAGUUGUAUCUGAUUGCGUUUAACGCUUACUGGAGGAUUUCUUGAAUAGCUUCAUCUUUUGUUAACGUUAAAGGAUCAAGGAAAAUACAAGUAACACGUUUCUUUUCAGCCAGCGAGUGCCUCUGCCUGACAUAUUUGAGGGAUAUUUACAUGGAUUUGAAUUGAAUCACGAGUUAAGUUAUUUUCCUAUAGAAUACUGUGGUAAAUUUAUUACUUCAGUUUUACUGCCACAUGCGGUAUUAUAUGAGGCCAAAUGGCCUAGUUCUAAGUUAAACUGAAGAGAUGUUUUAAAAAGCAUUAGGGUAUGAGGGACAUAAGUCUGCUGACAGAAAAAUUCAUUUGUUUUCUGCUUGCUGUCAAAAGUUUUUUUUAUUAACAUGUGUACAUGCCAGUGAAUAUUUAUGUGUUCGGAACACGCGUUUACAACAGGGUUUAUUUGUACAAGAAUUCCAAAAAAGCAGGUCAACCGUUAAGUAUAUCUGACUGUUUUAACAUAUUUAACCGGAGUAAAAUGUUGACUUGUUUAAGGUAAUUAAAGACAUAUGCAUGUUUGAUGCUCUACCAACAGACACCAUAUCGGAAAAUCAGAUUUGCUCAUACUUAAUAUUUACUGCAUAAUUAAUCCGUCCUCUAAUCUGUUGAUGUAGUGAAACGGUGAUAUCUGGAAAAUCAAAUAAAUCGAAAAAGAAGUUGACUGAAUGCUUAGCUCAUUUUACUAAUAAAACGUCCUGAAACUCGAUACUUAAAGUCAGCUGUGAAAGAAAAUGUAAAGCCGCUCAUAUGAAAGGAAACAGGGAUAAAGCUCUGAAGUUGUCACCUGCUUUCGCAUUGGUCAGGUGAACGGGUUUGAAGUUCUGUUCAUAACAUGACCCCAAAAACGUGCCACUUAAUCGAUGUAUCUUAAUGACAUCUAAAAAGAUGUCGAGUAAAUUGAAUCCUGAGUUAAACUUGCCAGCUAACUAAGCACAUAUAUAGUAGUACAUAGUGGGGAAGCAAGCUUAUGACGUCCGGCUACCGAACUUUGAGUGAUUUUUUUUUGAACUCUUCACACGCUUUAGACUUUGCUCAUUAGCUGGAUACCUUCCUGAGUUCCCCUUUUUGGUGCAGAAUAAGUUCUUAAAAAUUUUGUUCACAAAAUUUACACUGUGGUUGGAAUAGAGCACUAUCCUAUAUUCCGACAAUUUCUUGUGUUAGUAAUUGCCAUAAACUUUUGCAUUGCUCUCAGCUUAGAAACAAGCUUUGAUGAUUUUUAAUUGACUUAAAUCUGGCGAAGUUAGAUGUAAAUAAUUAUGCUAUUUCCGGAACCAUAGGAGACAUAUCUUCCUUAAAAAUUCUGGUUUGUACAUCAGUGUAAUUAUAUUGGUUUUAGUAUACCAGUAUUUUCCGGCAUAUGCAAGUAACCGGGAACCUGUGGAACACAUUAUGUACUUGCAUGUUUCUGCAAUAGGUUUUUUAGGGACAAACUGGGAGUGAAUAUAAGCAGAAAUGGAAAGUAGCGUCGGGAAAAGCGUCCGCAUGCAUCAGGAAAGUGCAAAAGCUGUCAAACUGGAGUAUGCAAGCAUUCCCCUUUUACGAAAGUUGCCAAUGCUGGUAGAUGUACGGCACUUGUGCUAGCUCAUGAAAGGUUAAGCGAAGUUAGGUUAUUUAUUUUCGAGUAAAGAGGCUUUCUCAAGGGGAGCUGCCGUCUGAUUAUCUUGUGGCAUAAUCUAAAACUACUCCAAUCGCACUAAAAUAGCGACCACUUUGUCGGCUUUUUUUUGGCCGCCUGGAAACAUUUCAAUUGUAAAAACUACUAUAGUGCGUUUUGCCUAUCUAAUUUCAAUCCGUUUUACAGAAAAUAAACACAAAAGUAUUAUUUCUCCUUCAGAUCUGGUAGGACAUCGCAUUACUUCAAACUGUAUACUCGAAGAAUAGCUAUAUAUAGAUUGUGAAAAUUCUCAAUUUCUGAACAAUUUUAAACUCGACCUGAUGUUUUAGUUGUAAGAAGGUAUUCAGAAGCGCCUUCUGGAUACUUUCUAGGUGAGAGAAAAUCAUAAACAGUUUUUUCAUAAAUAUGGAUUGUGUUGAAUUCUUCAUAUGUAGAAGAAUUAAUCAGGAUAUAUGAUGUUGUGUGAAUGGGCAUUUUAUGGUCCUAAGGCUGGAGAAUACCCCAUCAUCAACGGCAAAAUUCAAAUUAGUUUGGCGAUCAUUUCAUACUAGUUGUGGGUUUCCCAGGCGAUCGGAAAGAAACACUCCAAACCAGUGUCCUGUCGUGACUGAAAUAUAUUGAGGCGUGCAGCUCGAUAAGCAAUAUUUCAGCUCUGUCCAAGUUACCCUUUCUACCCGUUAAUACAUACUGGGAUAUCUGUUAACAUUUCGUCAGAUAGGUUAGGGACUGUAAUCUUACAUCACAUGCCUUCAUCGUUUGAGUUUUAUCUUCCUACUCUGCAAACAGUAACUCUUGCGACAGGACUUUGCUAUUCACAUCUAUUCAACAAAAGUGGCUUAAGAAGCUUUACGAGAUAUGCGAAAAAACUCGCAGGUUGCUGAAUAUUGAAGACUUCACGCGACUGUCCGGAUUUAGAUAAGACCUACCUUUUCUUGCUGAAGAAAUCAGUGAGUACGUAAAAGAAAUCCGCACAAGUUCGCAAUCACCGGUUUAGCGGCGGAACUGGCCAAAAAAAGCUAGGAAAGAAUGUCUUCUCCCAGCAUGAACGCGUUUUGGCGUCGUUACUGUAGAAUUUUAACGAGCUACUCAUCUCAAUUUUCCGAACUAUACAAUUCCCGAGAGGAUAGGAGUGUUAGCUCUCCUUUCUUCGUAUGUCUGUUGGAUAAAGUGCUAGCGGGGAAACCGAGACAACGCCACAUACAGUACUUGGGCUAACUCAUGAAAUAUCGGCCGAAAUUUUGAGAUGCGUACUCGUUUGGAAAAAAUUUAUUAUGGUUACAAAAAUAAUUAACUUCUAGCAUAAAUCUAUAAUGAUCCAGUUACCUCAGAUGUUUUCCUUUAAACGAACUUAUUUCUGAUUGCAUGCAAGGUCCAUACUCGGCAAAAAAUGACAAUUUAAGUAGCAUGCAAUUUUCUCAUUGAUUUUUGAUGCCAUUAAAAUUUCACUUAUAGUUCAUGAUAAGACUGCACAAACAUAUUCAUUCUUAUAUUUAUUCGAUAGAAAAUUACGUCUUCUUUCAAUUUUAUACUCGAAAGAGGAGCAUAGUUCGGUUUCAAAAAAGUUUCUUACUAUGAAAUUUAGUAAUACCGUGAAAUGGCCGUACACAAAACGUCAUAUAUCUGCAUUUACCAAUGUGGCCUGUAAAGUUAACAAUACUGCUCAAAUCUACUGCUCAAUUUUAUAAACCCCAUAUGGUUUCCUGAUAAUACCGUAGAGAAGUGUAUAGUUUUCCCUACACGACAAAUAUGCGGCUUGUAGUUCUGAAACCCUGAAUGCAAGUAUAACAGCAGGUUGGGCUAAGAAUUAUUCGGAACUUCAAAACGGUUUUUUUAAACUGAAUUAUACUUCAUCUUCGAGUAUAACAUUGGAAUAAGACGUAAUUUGCUAUCAAAAAAAUAAAGAAGUGAACAUUUUAUGCACGGUUUCCAUGAAAUAUUAUUAAGGGAAUCGAAAAACAGUGAAAACGUUUCAUGCUACAUAAGUAGUCAUUUGUUGCAGAGCAUAGUUCUUGCAUGCAAUCGGAAAUACGUUCCUUUGAAAGCCAGCACUCUGAAGUAUCUGGAUCUUUAUGGACUUAUGCGGCGGUUAUAAGAAGCGCUAACCGAUCGUUCUUACGGAACUCACUCGUUCCGUUGUGUCUUAUGGACUCUCUCUCUCCAACCCAACCAGCAGCAGCAUCUGUAUGUUCUCAUUUUUCAUAGCAAUUAUCUGGUAGCCCAUAAGUUAUGCUGUAUGAGAACGAUUUUCAAACGACUUUAGCCUCACUGUAUCAAUCAAGAAGAAAAAUCAUAUUAGUCGUGAUACUUCGGCAAAUUAUUUGUGAGAAAUAUCUAACUAAAGGCGUUUGUGGGCCGAUUCCUGCAUGCUAUUCCCUAAAAAACUCAAAAAGAACACCACCGAAGAUAUCGUAUACCUUGCCAUGCACUCAGGACGAUUCAGGGGCGAUUAAACGCACUGCUGUUGACUAGGAAUCGGAAAGACACGCCGGUCCAAAGCUACGUUGCCAAUAGGUUCAUGAAAAUUAAGUAAAAGUUGAAGCCCAGCAAGCAGUUUGAUGUAGCGCGUCAUAAUCCGCGCCUAUGCUAUCCUUAGAAUUUAAUUAGUCGGAUUGAACGCAUGCCAGGAUUGCGUACACAUGGGCAAAAUCUGGUCAUGCGACCGGGUGGCGAAUUAUUACAAGUGGCCGUUCCCACCUUCAUAACGGCCCAUGAGUUUAAUUUUGCAAACAUCGUGGUCAUUGCGCAUGCCGGGAAUCGACUGAAAGUUAAGCCUUGGAUAAGAACUCAAGCAAUUGGUGUAUCGAUCUUUCGCCGUCAUAGAGUUCGGCGCGGUCACCUCCAGACCUACGUCACUGGUUGUUGGUUAGACAAUGUUGUUUAUAGCUUCCACUUGUUCUAUUAGCACUAUCCUCCUUAAAAAUAGACGUCUGCGAGGGUUCGCCACAUUAAAAUGAUAGGCAAAUUGUUUCGAUGCUCGACUAGUUUCUUUCAUUACCACAUAACACUGGAAGUUGGACAUUCACCUUCAUAUUGAGACAUUCUAAACUAUCCUACUUUGGAUUUCGAUCUAGUGUACAGGAUUCCACAAUCUUUAUUCGUAAUGGUACAUAGUUGAAAAACAGCAGUCCACGCACUUCAAAAUUUCGCCUAAUGUGAUUUUUUAGAUAUUUGAAUUGUAGAGAACUCGUUACAAAUUCAAUGUUCCUCAGUUUCAUGACAAAUUAAGGUUAUGGCACAAUGGGAUGAGUGAUUUCCGUGGAAGCAAUCGGUGAGCGCCCCUCUAUGAUUGUCUACUUCCAACCUUGACCGACAAGACAACGAGCUCGUGACUCAGUGAUUAAAGGCGUUUGACUUUUAACUAGCAGGUCGCGAGUUCGAGCCCCAGGUGUCCCACACUUCGGGAUUGGCUGUGACUGGCUGAUGACUGCUAAUAAGUCACAAAUGGUCAUUCCAGUCUCCCUUGUUUUGAUCGGUAAUUCAAAAGAAAAUUUGGCCAGCAUACGUAAGCGUUCGAUAAAUUAUCAUCGGACUUAUACAGUUAUAUUGUUAUCGAAGUGAUGAAAGAGUAAAUGCGGACAAACAGAAGUUUUUCUGUAGCUGGGGUUCGAGGGGGGUGUCUGGGUGGGUGAGGUGAAAAACAAAAUUACCGAAGGAGGAAUUGGCGGGCACUGAGACGGGUAAUCAUACGCAGGUGGCUGGCAUGGUGGCUUUAACCAAUGCAUUGUCGAUAAUAGCAUUCUGCAAAUAAAGAUUGUUUUGGCUGGUCUCCAUUGCACUUGUACUUCGUCCCUCGGCGAGGUUUGGAGAAAUAUAUCGAACAACUUAUAUUUAUACUUAUUUACUCAGAACGGUCAGGUUGGGUAAUUAUGUAAACAAUUUCGUAUAUAUAUAUAUAUACCUUAAAAUCAGCGGCAGCAAAUUAUUGAAGUAUACAUGUAGGUCCGUCCAACUAAUGAUGCCAUAAAAUCUGGCAGUGACCUAUCCUGACCAUCUGGGCAAAUUUGUAGGUUUUUUCUACCGGUCAACAUUGCCGCGAAAGGUCAUAUGCAUUUUUAAAUAGCGGACAGCCCCACGUCCUCUUGGGUUACUCAUGUAAAGUAUCAUUAAUUCACAAAGUGCUGACUUCAAAUUUUGAAAAUGUUUUCAAAUAAAAAUUAUCUCUUAAACGAGUCAACAAAUUGAUUUUUACCGAUCACUAGCCCAAACCACUUCAUGCAAGUCAAGAAGCUCUCCGUUAGUCAAGCAGCUUCCUGGAUGCCUGUGAAAACAUUAUUCAAAUUGCUCAUCAAUAAAGUGCUACUUUUAAUUACUUUGAUGCUUAAUUAAGUUGCAUUUAUUUACAAUAAAGAUGGGCAGUAAACUCAACGUAUGCAUGCUUUAGGAAAACUGGCUUCUUCUGUCAUUUAUAAAGGUGUGAUUCUUUCUCAUAAGUUCUCAAUUGUGCUAAUUUUCGGAACCUCAACUGACUCUUUUUACAGGAACUAUCUUCACACUGCUGGCCUUCUGCAGCAAACCACACGAGAGUUACGCUGGGCCAAUACGGGAGCGAUGUCUGAGCACGGCAUGUGUUAUUGGACUGCACACUCAUAGCAAAUGUAAUGUGUGCGGGUGUGGUGAAGCGCCUAGGCGCAGACUCCCGCCGCGCCAGCCUCUCGCGACGGAUACCGCCUGCGGUCUUAUUUAAUUUUGUCUUGAUACCGGACGCAGGAGGAUGGGGAAAGAGGGAGUGCGGUAGACGCGGCGUAAGCCCAAAAUCUCCAUAAACUAGUUCAUGCGCACGUCAUUGUGCCUGCGCUGUUGGGCAGACAGUGAGCAUCGCCGGACUCUACGAUCGAAUUGUCAUGUACACAUUCAGUAAUGUUAACUUCAAAGUACUGAAGGUUGUUUAUGUUUUAUUUUAGAAGUUGGUUCGCUCAUCAGGUUACGGAAAAUACUCUUUCCAUUGUGCCCGGAAGCCACGUAAUCAGUCGCGCAGCGACCAACCAUAUUGACCGCAACAACAGAUAUCGGGCGUAAGACGAUCGCUAAAUAGCGACGUUAAAACAUAUCUUAUUUUAGUCUAACGCACAUAGCACGAUAAAAACUUUCAAUAUUUCAAAAUUUUGCCGAGAUCAUAAAACGUUUACAAGACAUCAAUAAAAUAUUUCUAAUUUUUAAUUUUCAGGGCUACGCGAUCAUACACAUUUUACACGUUAUUUCUAGAGAGUAGCAUUACAUUUGAGAGGUCAGUUCAAAUCAAUGUAGAAAAUGUAUUAUUUCACUUUUAUGGCUGCGAUAUAUCUAUAGGUCUGAAACAAACUCCGUUCAAUGUUUAAGACAUAAGCUGGAAAUUGCUGUUCAAGCUAUUUGUCGUUAUGACCCCAAUAAAAGGCAUUGCAGACGGGAACGACUGCAUCGUACCUUCGAAAAUUCACUGCUGACUUUUCCGUUUUUUAUUUGAUCGUGUGACCUUUGAGCGCAAUUAUAAGUAUUCAGCACAGCUGCUGAAAAUACGGUGUUUAUCAUUAGUGCUGAAAGGUAUAGGUCAGUCUUCAGGGACUUUUGCAUUGCUGCUGCUAUUUGAAAACAGACAAAUGCCGUUCGCGGUAACAUGCUUUUCAUCUUCUUCGACUUCAAGGAUGGUAAACUCAAACAAUGAUCGAACAUUCGCAGGCAUUUAAAAAAUGUCUCCAUUCUCUAUUAGGGCGUCCUAGUCCGAAACCCGCCUGGCAGAAUAUGAAUUCUUUAACGAAAGUCUUCUUGGCCCUCUGGGAAAAUGGAGUUCAUUUUCUGCGCACGUUGCGUAUUUACCUUGCUCUGACCUCUCUUUCAUUGGGAUACCCAAUUCUAUUUGAGAAAUCCAUUUAACAAACACGUGUUUUCGGUAACUUGUCAUCGGGCCAAAGCAGUCACAUAGAAGUUGCAAUUAUGCGAAGUUACAGAGUGUUUAAGUGAUUUAGGGUUUAUUAACACUCGUCGUCCCCACGCCACCCAUCGUUCCCACGCCGUUUCCACCGAAAACACGUAUUUGCCAAAUUGACUUUUCAAAUGUAACAUGAGAAUAUUCGCUGAACAAUCCUAUUUUGUUCAACAGCUCUAGUUAUGCUGUCUAAAAGGCAUCUACAAGCAAUCGACUCGGCAUAUCUAAGACACGGCUAGCUGCUAUGGUCAAGCAUCGCGCUUGCCGCAAUUUGGCUAAAUGCUUUUUCGGGAAUUGACGUGUGCACCUCCUUGGGUUGAUGAACAAAUGAAUUCCACUGCUUUUUUAAGCUAUCUCGGCAAAGAGGUAUUCUGUUUUUCGUUAUUCAUGCAGGUUGCAUUCCAUUCGGUUUGGCAUAUGCACGAGUACUAAGCUAUAAAUUAGCCGUUUUGAAAAUAUUUCCACGGCAUUUCCAGAUACUUAUAAGCCUAUCUCAAAAGUAGUCAUUAGGAGGAUUAUUGGGAGCAAGCAUUUACCGUGUUUUCAGCCGAUGCAAGCAUUCCUGAAGUCUGUAUUUAUUCUGAUAAGACGGUUGAGGUAAGGCGUGUGCAAUCUGUGUACGGCCAGUAGUUUAAACCCUAAAAACUGAACAAACAAAAACACGCUUUUACGGAAAAGACAUCUCUUUUAAGACCCUAUUAAUAUGGACUCAUAGUUUAAAAUAACCCGUUCCAAGAACAAGCUAAAUUUGCAAUCCCUCUUGCCAUAUUGCAGUCAAAUUUUUAUCGCACAUUCGCAGGAGUACUGAUUAGAUCACAUAAAUGUCAAAAACAAAUGGAAUGCAUGAUAUCGAAAUGGUAGUAACAAAAUUAGCGUGUGCGUUGUCAUAAAGAUGUGCGGUGUCAAGAGCGAAUCACGCAGGGCAAACAAAAUAUCGAAGCACGCAUGUAUCUUGUAUGCGUAUUUUCGCAUCCUAUCUAUGUCAUGUAUUUUACGGCAACUUCACAUGAGUAAUAUUUUUUUCUUGAAAGCCCCUUAAAAUGUGGGUACAGAUCUGCGUAGUUUUAAUGCACGUUAAGUUCAACAUACGAUGCGAUUAUAUUUAAUGGAUUCAACUACUUUCCUCAUCCCCGUGAUUGCUACUCGGAUCGCCUGGCGUCGGCUGCUUCAUGAUCGACCGAUAUGCUUUCAUUUAUACUGAAAUAAGCCAGGGAAUGUUUUUUAACGAAUCAAUGCAGACAGGGUAAAAGGUUCUGAAACGAAUCAUCCAGACUCCUACUUUUAUCGUUUGAAUAAACGGUUAGCGGAGGAGUUCGUGAUCAAAACACAACAAAUCGUGGUAUAUUAACACCCCAUGCACUGCUGUCCACAGACAGGGUGGCGAUUUUGCGCUCAAGGUAGCAGACUGAUCGCUGGCCUGUCACAAAUAUUCUUAAAGCCACAAUGGCACGUCUGACUGAAGCUUGCCCGUAAAUGCAUGCUAAGGCCAUAGUUGGAACACGACGUGUACUAGACUCUGGACAGGCAUUUAUCCCAUAGUGUUCGUGUGGGUCGAUCAGAGCUGAAUCCAUUCCUAUUAUACGCCAGUGACUAGUAAACGAGCAUUUUCAUACAUCUUCAACUGGCCAAGUUGAAUCGUACUAUAUAAACCAAACAGUGUUUAAUGUAGAAACUUUCAAUCCUUUGACACUGCGCAACAGCGUUAAUAAAAUGUCGGACGCGCAAAUGUCAUGCUCUUGUUUUAUCACCACCUGAAAAUGCACACUUCACGUGUGUUUACCGUGGCCAUCCUUCGUCAAAGCUAUGAGAUGAGAACAAGCCUAUUCUCUGGACCAGCAACUAAGUGCAUCUUGAUGAGUCCUCUCUGAAAAAUAGUACCAAGCCGAAAAGGGGGCAUCAUAUCCGCAGUAACAACGAUUUCAUUUCCAGGUUUUAAGCGCAAUUUUUUGUUUAUAACCCUCAGAGCAUAUGCAGAAUUCUCCCAAUAAUCCGCCGCAGGCGACAUAUCAUUUCCGAAGGACGGCGAAAGAUUCGGUAGUUAAGGGGACGUGACAUUUUGGAUGUAUUUUAAUCCUCUUUUUUGUUGACGUUUUAUACUUUUCAAGACUACCUUCACUUUGACUUUGGGCGACGGCUUUUCAUAUACCUGCCACUAUGACGAUGGUUUCAAAAAUUAUUGUCGAUAAAACACCACGAUGCAAACAAGCCUGACGGAAAGUGCGAAUUUACAGUGUGUUUUUAAAGUGACUGAUAGUAGGCGGGACGCUUCAUUUUAAUAAGAUAAUGGAGAUGUGAACUACAUGUGUAGUGUUUAUACAUUGAAAGAACUAGUCCUCUAUCAACACGACAUACUAAAAUUAUUUUACUAAUAUUAAUGAGUAUAGGAAAACAUGCUCAUUGACAAAUUCAUAAAAUAUUGGGGAAAGUUGCGCAUCGCCUAAAUAAAUAUCUACAUAGUCAGCUGUGUAACAUAAUUAAGGAAUGACAGGUUAGUCGAAUUCUGCUAUGUUUUGGCCGUUCAGCUCUUAGUCUCUGCCUAUAUAAACAUACUCGCCAUCUGUUCGUUUUUUAUCUCUCCGAAAUGUCCCAACCGUUUAAAAUUAGUAUUGGUGCUGCAAGUAAAAAAUGAGAUUUCAAACUUUUCUCCUGUCAAAACGUGCUUUCAGAGUUGAGAAUCGCGACGUUAUGUCAACCUGUCAUGAAACAAAUUGUGCCCUCUACCAAAAAUCUGUCCAUAUAUUUAGCAUAAUAUGAAAGGAAUAAGACAUAAAAGCUAAUGCACACAACAUGGUUCUUCCUCGUGAUUUGUAAACGGGCUUGAUUAUAUCGCAGGAGGUGAGCGAUAAAGUUAAAAUGUGCCCACUGGAGAGAGAGAAAGGAAGAGCCUAGGAUUUGUCCUGAAGUCAGCAUCUCAAAAUUUUCAGAAAACAUCCGUUCACUUUGACCAGGAUGGAAUGAAAAAAGAUGGAAAUUGAAAAUGCAAUAAAUGGCCUAUUUCAUGAAAUGCUAACAGAACAUAUGCAGUGUUUUCCUAUCAAAAGGGAUUACUUGUGUAAGGUAAUAAUAUUGACUGUCAUGCAGCUUAAUCCCAGGGUAGUUAUGUCACAAUCGGAAACCAAUUUCGAAUGAAUCCCUUAUUCGACUACAGGUAGACCUAUACUCGAACUAAAGUGAACUUGUAGGUAGCACGGAUAUUUCGAUUGAUUUUUGAUGUCUUUGGACUUUCAAAAUAUUUUUCAUGUCCUUAUUUGGUAGAGAAUAAUGUCUCCUUCAAAUUUUCUGCUCAAAGGUACGGAGUUGAAACUUAAACUCCUCAUGAUUAUGGGGCUUUUUAAGACCUCAAAAGGUCAAUUCCUAGAACAUCCUAUCUGUCCAAUAAUAAAUGCCGUUUGUGGAACAUUUAACAGGAUCCACCUCCAUUUAGAAAUCUCAGGCACAUUUUAUGACCUUCCUAACUGUGUUAAAUGCGUGACUUUCCCAAGGCGGAAAGUAUGCACUAGGUAGUCUGAAAUCCCUAAACGCAGGUGUAAAAACUGGUCAGAUUUGAAAACCACUAGGGAAGUAAAACUUUUUCAAAGCUAAAGGUUUCAUUUCUAUAAUUAUACAUUUUGAAGACGUCAUUUUCUACCAACUAAGCAUAAGAAGGAAUAUUUAUGCGCAUGUUGUGUAUGCUAUGCGUUUGAAAAUGUCCAGGCAUCAAAAAUCAAUGGGCAAUGUUUACGCUACUUGAGUGACGUGUUUUUCAUCGAGUAUUGGUUUUGUUUGCGGCUGACGAGGAUCUCAUACAAGAGUCGGUAUUCGGGCAUGACUAGAAUAUCUUGUGAUUAGGUUGCAUGAUAAUCGACAUUGCAACCACACACCAGUAAUGCUUUCUAAUCAGAAACAAGUUGCAUAGGUUCGGCUAAUAUUUCAUGAGAUUGGCCAGAUACAUAAUGUUUACAUUUCGAACACGAAGAAGUAUCUACAAACAGGGUUGACGGCAGGACUGCAUUGCUGAUGUGGUUACCCUCCUACAGCGGUCAAACCCAACCACAAUAGCGAAGUAAACAGUCCUGACUGGGUGAUGCACCAACUACUGUAAACUACAGCCGCCUAGCUGCAUUCGUUUUCCCCUACCUAAAAAAGAGUGAAGAUCCGCGGGACGCAGAUGUCGCUAUUUUCAUGCGACGCAUGAAUAAAAUGUCCUUAGAUAAAGCAUCCUAAUAAACAACAACCAGUGAAAGCUGUCUGAGGCAUAGACGUUUAUCUCUCUCAUCAUGCACAGAUGUAUGUCAAAGGUGUUUAAAAAUACGAGCAAAAUAUGACGAAAUUAGGAUCAUUGUUCCUGAACAAAUAGCGGCUGCUCUGCUUGGUUAUCAGCUGCCGCCGAUCACGGAUAACGUUCUUGAGUUGAUCAUAUUUUUCAGUCUGUUUACUGCGAAGAUGGUACGUGAGAAGAGAUCAACUUAGCACUCGAACGAGAAAUCGGUCGGUGGGCGUGUCUAUCUUCAGUAAUCGCAGGUACAUCUACGCAAAGAUCUUCGGAUUGCCGAUCAAAUUGAGUAGACUAGAUUCAAGAAUCAGUUCCGGGGAGGAUGAUGCGAUUGCAGAGACCAUUUUCAUUGAAAUAUCAGAAACAGAUAAGAGUGAUGAACGCACUUGAGACGCAGUAUUUAUAGCCUGUGAAUAAACUGAAACUACACGCCUAACAUAGUUGAUAACUCACGCAUAAACCGCCGGUUGUCGUACCCCGUGCUAUGACCGACUGGGAACAACAACAUGUAAUUAUUAGUUAAGUUAACCGUAACCCACAGCCCCACAGUAUUAGAUCAUAUGAAAUGCAUGGCUUUUUGGAAUUCCCCUCAAUGGAACUUUAUCUCUGCAGUAAGUGGGGUGUUUGUGGUAAGCGGUAACUCUCCUACAAAUGCGAAGAUGGCAUGUGAUAAGAGAUCAAAUCAGCGAUCAAAUGAGAAUUCGGUCGGUGGGCAUGCCUAUCUUCAGUAAUCGCAGAUUAUUAUCCGCAAAGAUCUUCGGAUUGCCGAUAAAAGUGAAUAUACUAGUUUCGGGAAGCAGUUCAGGGAAAGAUUAUGCGAUUGCAGAGACAACAGUUUCACUGAAAUGACGUUUCCAAUUUUGACACAAGUCCAAUAUCAGAGACAGAAGCUGAUAAGAGUGAUGAACGCACUUGAGACGCUGUAUUUAUAGCAUGCGAUUAAAUUGAAACUACACGCCUAACAUAGCUGAUAACUCACGCAUAAACCGCCGGUGCUACGACUGACUGGGAACAACAAUAAGUACUCAUUAGUUAAGUUGAUAAAAGUCAAGCUUUUGGCUGUUGCAUUCCUACAUUUAAAGGUGAAGGUCUGUGUUCUUAGGAAAGGUCAAAUACCGGAAAUAUGUUGAUGCCUUAAAUCAUGUCGAGCUGGUGCUUCCAACUAUGCACGCUCAAUGGGAUCACUAUCGCGAUUUUUCAAAAUCGGAAUUCGCAUAGAACGAGGUACGAGGCGGCCACUACAAAUAACAUGAGAAUUAUGGCCUGACACACUUUGCCUCAGCAGACCCUAUUUCCAUCUCCCUGAUUCCGCAACGUCUACAACAACCCUCACAUACUUUCCCCUGAUUUGCUCACAAGUAUAAUGGACCGUCUGCUCGAGGUUCAGGCUGAUUUCAGGCAUUUCGAACUAUAUAGAAAUCCUGUCUGAUUGGUUUUUGUUCUAAAUACCCCAAAGUGCCCCAGCUGUCAUCAGGCCGGCAUUCCUGUUUAGCAAGGAAGAUUUUAUAUCUCGAUCGCGGGACUUUUAUUCGUUCUCCACUUGGACACGGAAAUGUAAAUCCCCGUGCCGCAGGUAGCCAUUUACUAAAGACAAGAGAGUUAGACCUGUGACUGGUGUUAUUUUUAAGCUAAAGUUAGUUUUGGAAUUGAGGGUGGGAAGUUAUGGUUCCUGUCAGGGUGGAGGUCAAAGCAGAGAUAUGAGAGUAUGAAACUCCCCCCUCCCCUUUAAUUUAACAUGAGUGCACCUUUGAUAUUGGAGGAUCCACAUUUCCGUGACCGAAAAGCUCUUCAACUAUUUCCGGUCAUUGUAGAGGUUCCUACGUCUUCAGUGCUGUGAUUGGUAAUGUGUGCGCUCUCAGAAUAUGAAGACGUUUAGGUUAGAUCGCAGUUGGUAGCCAGGAAUGGGAAGCGGACUGCGACCUCAACCCUAAUCCCAACCUUAAACCUAACCCUAACCUCAACCUUAAGCGUUAUCUGUUAACCCUAACGGAAACACAAACCGUAAUAUUGAAGCCUAUUCGUACAUUCAAACCCUAACCGUAACCCGAAAACCUAAGCCCAGAUGCAUAACCCUAAUUUGAAAAUCGGAAACUAUUAACCGGCACCCUAAUCCUAACCUCAAACGUAAAACGGAAGCCAAAUGGGUCAGAUGAGAUUAUGGAGCCCCACAAAAUAGCCUCAGUAAACAAACCCCCAGCCAUCUGUAAUACGGGGUCGGGCUAUCAACUGCGAUCUAACCGACGUUUUAUCUCGAUAACAUUUCGAUCUUGAGCUGCAAGUUCAUCCUUACCACUAGAGCUUCCCCGUCAUGUGGACGAGUAAAUCUCAUCAUGUAACUAAAUCGCGAUUUUUUGAUUUAAAAGUACUGGAUUGCAUUUUUCGGAGACACAGCUAUUCAGGGCUUGGUUAUGUAGUAAGUGCAUUAUGGACAUACUCGUCUCAUUGUGCUUUGAGUCUCAAUGUUGAAUCCGCGCAGAAUGCCGCAUGCAGUCCGGUACUUAAGUUGAAACGAGUCUCGUCUAAAACAAGGUAGGCUGGAAUGACCAUUUCUGGCUUGUUUGACAGUCAAGUUGCGCCACACCUGGGCCUCAGACCUGCGUUCUAUGGUCAUCGAGUGUGAUUAAGUUCACUGCCUCGCCACUUGGACCGUUAUCCUGUCGGUUUUUGUCAGGCAUAUUAAUUACGCAAUAUUCCCCCCUGUUUUGCCUUAUCACUCAAAGCAGGGGGCUCGUAGGCAGCUGCAUAGCGACCAGAAAGCCAGGAUCACACUUUUUUACAUUUGCAGUUGGCUUUAGUGCAGGAUUUGAAUAAGUGGGAACAAUGCACCCUAUCCGCUUUAAGCUCAAUUCCACACUGCUGUACAAAGAAGACACGAUCUCAAGCAUCAUCUGCUUAUCACCUUGACACACGCAUAAUGUAGGGAAUGUUUCUUGGCUCAAAGCAGUCAGUAAAUUGGAUGACAAAAACGGGUACAGAUAUCACGCAUAGCGUAGAAAGAAGAGCAUAAUUCAAUCCACUUCAAUACCCAUAUUUCCCGACUGUUGAGGUUCUCCCUUCAACAAUGCCACCCAAGUAGGUUCUCGUUCCUUUGAAAUCAAUCUGCGACAGGUUGACUAUUAAAAACCAGCGCACUUUGUCGUCCCAUGUUUAUUUGGACCAUGAGAUGAGCUUGUGUCCCGAACUUCCCAUCGUUCACUUCCCACGGUUAACUCUACCAGUAAGUACGGUCUGCAUGCUGACGAGUCACUUCCGGUUUGAAACACGAUCGGGCCUUAAACCGCCUGAAUGUGAGCGCGGUGGAAUCGGUAUGGUCUUUUUUGCGGAAGAGCAGGUGAUAGGGACAUUUUUGUGACAUGCGUAGGUUUGUCUAGUCUUCCAACUUGUACAUCCCAUAUCUCGUCAGACUUGUUUUGGUCAUUUUGCUAACCCAUGUCGCGAGUCACUCCGUCCGCACAUGCUGUUUAUCGUCCAUCCCCUACCGUGCCGCUCAUCACCCACAAUGCGAUGUUUGUUCCGGACAGUCCACAAAACAACGUCUCAUAACAUAUUUAUAAUAAACAUUCUUUCCAAGUUAAUUAGACGUCUGGAAAUUCGAUAUCAGUAAUUACAGUGUGUCUGCCUUUUAAGGGGAUGCAGCAAGCGACCAAGUAAGACGACGCCUGAAGACAACGACCACUAUUGUUUUCCCUGUAGCGAAUUUACACGUAUGUUUCAUAAACCCUCCUCUCCUAUGCUUGGAAGAAAAAGACCGGCUAUCGUCGCAAACCACAUCGAUGUGUAUUUACUAAAUCACUUGCUCCUGUGGGUUGGGAUACAGAAGCCUGGAAACGUAAGCACGUAACACAUACCGGCCUGGCUAGACAGAGGUGAAAACAGAUCGAUUUUAAAUUCUCUUCUCGCACAUCUUAUCGAUACGAAUCACCGAGUCGCUACCAAAGAUGCCUUUCAUGUUGUCUACCGGACUCCAACAAGCUUCUUCAGAGUCCUAAAAAAAACGUACGUGAGCUACAGUCGAGGCAGUGUCUAUACGACUAGCGAAUCCAGUGCUAUGCUGUCAGAAGGCGCUCUGUCUUCUGUGACCAAGGCCAACCCCAGUUAGUCAUUACAUGGCGUCUCAGCCCUUUGACAAGAGUGAUGUGAAGUCCGCGUACCCGAUUUACAAGCAUCACACAUGGGUUAUCCCAUUCCCUCCUUUUUCCAGUGGUCAUAACGCGCCGACCUCGUCAUACGGGUGGAGUGGGAGCGAUAAGUGUUAAUAACCCCUAAGACACUUAUAAACCUUGUGAACGUCUCAUAUUUCCAAUUUAUAUGUGACUGCAUCGGCCUGAUGAUGAGUUACCGAAAAUACCCGCCUACUAAAUUGACUUUUAAAUUUUAUUGUUGGAAGGAGCACUUUUACUCGGAAAGUGAUAACCGUCAGUUAGGUCCGACAGACCAUUAUUGGCUAUUUCAAGUUACCCACGAUGGAAUAAAUGCAUUCCCAUAUACAAAAAUUUUAUGGUGAAUAUAGCUCACACACCAGCUACUGUAAAGCCAGAAGUAAAGGGGUGCUGUUCCCACGGAAUACUAAGACUGAGCUGUUCGUAGGCUGGUCUGUGAUACUCCGCAGUCGCAUCUAAGAAAGGAGAUUGGAGGACUGCCGGACAGUAGUAUAUCAUGUGAAAUGCAUGGCUUUUUGGAAUUCCCCUCAAUGGCACUUUCUCUCUUCAGUAAGUAAGGUGUUUGAGGUAAGUGGUGACACAUAUCUAAAUGCACUCUGUAUUUAGUGCUUUAGAUUCUGAUGUCCUUCAACUUCUCUGAUACUUAAGAUUUAACGUAAGCCAUUUGAUAUGAACUCGCGCUGGAAUAUUUUGAGUAAUAAAAUCAACCGCCGUAGUCAUGUUGGCAGUGCGUUUCGGGCAGUUACCUUUGAGUUCAUUGGGAAAUCUAGCACUCUUUAAUUUUCUCAGACAUUCUGCAGGUUCUGAGUCAGUUGCGCCUGUUUCAUCUUUCUUCUCUGGUUCGUCUAGAACAUUGUUCGGAUAUAUGAGAAAAGGUUCAGCUAUGGAAAUGUAAACUGGUUUCUUCGAAUGAAAACCUGUGUUAUACGCCAAUAUGUAAAAUUAGAAUAUCUCUAUUCUGACGCAGUUUCCAUCUCUACUUAGGUGUUCCUUUGCAGUGGAUUUGUCGCAGGGCUUCAAUUAUAAUGAUACCCCAGCGACUACAACCUUCAGGAUCUAUCCCGUACAUAAAGAGAAGGAGUUGGACACCAGUUACAUGAUUCUUGUACUCCGUGCAGAAUAACUGGAGAAGGGGAAAGAGAGUGCUGGCAGGCGGACGAGGGUACGUCCGGCGCCGAGAGAACGGCAUCCCGGGUGCUAGCGUGCUCCGCCGUCGUGCUCUAUUGUUAAGUUUUCUUAACGUUCAAACAUAUCUACAUUAUUUACUGCUCAGUUUUACUUGCUGCUUUUAAGGCUAGGGGCUCCUGAGACAUAACUCGAUAGUUCGUGAGAACAUUACCAUUUACGACAAAACUGCCUAGGAGGGUCCCUUUAUUCAAAAACUAAUCUUCCAGAUUUCGGGUUGUUCUUAUUGCGGUCGUAGUCUGUUCACUCGGUGCUUGAUUUGCUUGGUAAAAUAACUUGGGCGUCCAUUGGUCCGAAAGAGGUCAUGAAGUAUUGUCGCUCAGCUUCUUCGCCGGCUGGCGGGCUGCAGUGCGUUUCAACUCUUUGGAAAAGAGUACAGACACUACGCGGUUGUGAGAGAUGGGGUGCUGGUUGUAGUAUUUGUCUUGUGUUGGUGGCUUUUCUGUAAACGGUAGUUUUCAGUUGGCCAUUUGCACACCGGUGCACAAGUAUAUUGAGGAAGGGGAUUUGAUCGUCACUUUCAGUUUCCAUUCCGAAUUGGAUAUUCCGGUCAACCUCCUCCUCUUCGUCUUCCCUCCUCAUUCCUCUUGGUUUAGUAUUCGUUUCAGAUUGGUGAUGAUCAUGUGGUCACCAGGAUAUAAUCUGCAUCUGCCUUUGGCGUCCUAGCGUCUAUUUUAGGAAUUGUUUCCUUUACUGCAUAAUUUUAUGCUGUGCGGUCUGGAGGACGACUUCAAACGUUGUCGGAAUUCGGAUGUGUGACGUAAUCCGUAUCUGCGUGGGCGGUAUGUAAUAGAAUCCUUAAGGAACGACAGUUUUCUCGUUUAACAGCCGCACACUCGCCCCCCCGCCCCCCCAGUCAGGUUUUACGCAACACCAUGUUCAUCUUUGCUGAUAACCAGAGCAAACAGUACCGUCAUUCUGAUAAAGGACCACGUGACUACGCGGUCUUACUCUAGAAAGCUGACGAACGCUACAACCCUUUGAACUGCUCGAACCCGUCGCACUGUGAACGAUUUUCUCUGAACACCUGAGUGCGGAAGACGACCAUCAGUUCAGUCAUGAAUCGAGAGUUCUUAGAAAAAAAAAGUCCCCCAUUUCAAAGUUAUUAUGACCGAUAAUAGUCGACUGCUGGCAAACUGGAAAUAAUAAGUUUUCAUUUUUACUCACCAGCCUCAACUUUGGGUUACUCUGGAAGUCCGUACGUGUGAGAGCGCAAGCAAAGCUUUGCCACUGGUUGCUACUGAAUUGCGUACUCCCCUGUUUAUGAAAUAAGCUCAAAAUGUCGGUUAAAAAUGCCGCAAGUUGCAAUGAAUGUCGGACAGAACGCCUCCUCGUCGUCUCAAAUAGGAGGCAACAAUCCUAAACCCCGCAGGAGGAACCUUCAGGCACGAAUACGAUUGAACGUAGAUUACAUAUUGGCGACCGAAUGAACAUUAAUCUGAAAUGACUGCAAACCCCGGAGAAAUAAGAAGAAGAAGAAGAAGAAGAAGACGAAGAAGAAGAAGAAGAAGAAGAGGGCUUAAGGAGGAGGAUGACGAAUAAAAGAAAUUGUGGAACAGCCCCCAUGCUGCUGCUCUGGGAGUCUUUUAAUUCCCACACUUGCAACAUCUGGACUGGAUUGACGACGAAAAACCUCAAUACGGUCCGUGAGGGAAAAUUUAAUUGCACACAACAUACGCCAACUACUGGGCGGUUACAAGCGGAACCGCAUACGUCCGAUGCCGAAACCAAAUGCGAUAGAGACUGCAGAAAAUAGGAAAUAGCUGGCUACACUGCAUUACCGAAAAUGUCCAAGGAUAAACAAGCUGCAGUGAAACAUAAAAGGCUAUCACCCUAAACCGAGGGGAUUGAUCGACAAUUGGCUUGGAUGCUACGUUUUCCGGCCAGAUUCUUAAGCAUUGGGUUGACAACUGUUCGAGCAUCCUCGACCGACUUUCUGCCACGAUUUGCGCUAGAAACACGCUGUGAAAUCCAAAGACAACGCAUAACAACCGAUUUGUUCCUCGCGGCAAGCAACUCAACACGGCGGCGGGCUCCGGAAAUCAACAAUGAAGAUAGGAUAGCCCGAACGACUUGCCCAGGUGGUCAAACGAAUGUAUGGCUGGACGUCGCCAGCAUCGUGUUAAUUGCAGAAGUAUUUAAGGUGACAACUCGCGUGAAGUAGGGUUCUGUACACUCUUCGGCCAUAUGUUCUCUGCUGUGCUGGCGAACAGUGACCGAAAGGGCCGGUCGGGAAUUAACGCUGCCCACCGAACCGACGGAAAGUUGGUCAACAUUUUACGUGCGACAUAGGAGAAAAGUUUUGAGUUUAUGUUGCGUUACCCAUUGUAGGCAUACUCACACGCCAAAUAUUACGAUGGCGGCGGCUAUGCAGCCAUUAGCACAAAUAUGACAAUGGUCAUGCAGUAAAGAAGCUCCGACUGAGGACUACACGUGGCAGUUGUUAGCGAAUUCCACCUCACAUCAGUGAAAGUAUUCGCCUCCUUGCGGGGGCAAGAUUUCAAGUAAAAGCCACAAUGACGGCGCAAACGUCAGCGGACUUUCGAAAGCCAGUCAAGCCCACUCAUGUCACCGCAAAUUCUCCCUUAGCGAUAAACUGAAGCCAACGGAAAUAUCGUUUCAACUGCGUUCGUGUACUGGUGGUGAUAUGCACAAUGCGCCAUAUUAAGGCAAAAAAAUUCGGAGCAUCUUCACCUCGGAUUAAAUGAAAGGAAAAGAUAGCGGACGAACGUGUCAAACUUUUAUGGUAUCCCAACGCAGCACCAAAUAAACCUCAAAAAUGACCGAGAAGGAACUUUUUAAAUGUCUGUUUUAUGGUGAUGUCGAUAAAGGUGUCCGUGGUGAUGCACCGAAACGUUAAGAGCGCCUCCCAAUCGCCUGGAUGCCCUUGAACAGGGUUUGUGGACUGGUGGCGUAACGUCAUAAAACUGGUGCAGCAAUCUUAUCAGCUAAAUAAGUAGCAGAAGAGACACAAAAAACUGGGAUCCCAUAGAUCAGCGACGCCAGUACCCGACAUUUGUCAACAAACCAGCCUUGCAGUCAGACACCCGGAACACGAAAUAGGCCUCAUGAGCACUUUCAGACUCACAACAACGUCAAGACCACGUGUUCAACUCCAGCACCUGUCACUGUACAUCCCCCCUGAACGUUUCGCAUACAACAGGGACGCUGCUAGGACAAAGAGCAGCACAUUCAGCAAGGCAGACAGCGUCCAUCGGUUUCUGCUGCGCUCCCACAUCUAAAUCACUUGUCAAUCUGCUCAGCAGCUGUGAAUAUACUGCAGCAUGAGCCGAAAUCCCUCGCCCGAAUCGCCCCUCCACCAUCCGCCACGACAGCCUUGCCUAACUACUUUGCAUCCACACAUUGGACGACCUAGUAGGUCUAUUCGGGGCACACCCCAGCGAUCCUAUAAAUGUUAUCUAGCACAUAUGUUCUUAUUGUCCACACAAAACCAGUGUGAAGCCCAGUAGCGCCUCAACCGAGAUCCGGCCUUCUGCCUCUGGCACCCACGUCAUACGAUCAGGACGCCCGGGUGCCAAAAUGUGAGUACAUUCGGCCCCAAGGAUAGCCAAUCACAGGCGCGCACAAAUCCCACUGUCACCCAAUCACAACUGACUGACCUUCAUGUGACGCUUAUUGACUUACGCCUGUUUCACCCUAGCGCAUAGACGUGUGCAGACCUACAGCUUGCCCCGCGUCCACGGUUGACAGCCACCUGGCUUCUGUACAGAAUAUACUACUCCAAAUCGCGUUUUUCUCCCUCUCCUGUAAAGCGGGGCCAGGAUGCGAUUAUUGUGGCGUUCUGAGUACAUUCCCACUGCUUAGAUGCCACAGCCCCUUCCGGUAAGGUGUGCAUACACGAAAACCCAGGGUAGAUCAUAAAAGCCGAGACAUCACGUAUGUCAACACGCCUUGUAGGCACAUAUAAACCAACCCCUAAACAGAAUCUCCAGGGAAUGCAUCGGACCAAACUCGGCCGUUAGGUGCUGACAUGCUUUAAGUUUUCACUCCAUAUCAGUCACAGCGCUCAAUCUCAUUAUCAGUAGACAGGCCAUUUGAUGUAAGGCCAACAGUUGGAAACCCAUCACGUUGCACUACCAGUCCUGGCUUGAAAGGUUGACAGCUGACGGUUUAAUUCACUUUUACACAGAACUGGGGAUCAGGCCGCAGUGGGCUUUCUCCCACUCAGUCUUUCUGGUGGCUGAGAUUCAGGAUUCCCCCACCCAAUAAAGCCUAAUACAAGCGGAGUUUGGAACCACGCCUUGUGUGAUGGCUGUAGAAAGAUUGGCCAGCCUCUUUAGCCAAUGCAUCUGUCCAUGAAUUUGGUCUGCCAAUGCAGCACGAUGAGUAGAUGCAGUCCGAAAAAUUAAUGAGCAAUUUCCGACUGCGCCCACCGUCUGAGGAGGUAGUGAACCUCGACAAAUGCGACUAACGAACCAUCCUACGAGGUUCGCCUAAUUAAUUUUUAAGGAGAUGAAUCGUGUGUUUCAGCUAAACGCUGCAUUUUCCAUGGGUAUACGAUUCAAAGUGUUAUAGUCCUCUACAAGCUCGGAUUUGGGUUUUUGACUAGUAAACCAAUCUUGGCUGCAGCAAAGGAAUGGACACAAAUCCGUCGGCCGUUACGCCCCACGCAUGAACGUUCGAUCGGUGGAACUCAGAGGCAAACAUUACAGGCUGGGUAAUGGCAAUGGACAACUUAUAUUGAGCGCCUUUGCAGCGAACUCUGUAUACAAUUUCUAUAAUAACAUUCGCCAAUAUAAAUACAAAAGGUGGGCUAACUCAUGAGAUGUCAACCGAAAUUCUGAAAUGCGUUUUCGUUUCGAAAACAUUUAUCCAGUAGAGUUGGAGAACUGAUCGUCCAGCAGCAUAAUUCUAUAAUAAUUCAGUUACCCCAGGAUGCCGGCUUUCGAACGAACUUCUUUCCCGUAGCAAGCAAAAGCUAUACUCCGUAAAACUAUGACCACUUAAGUAGCAUGCACUUUUCGCAUUGAUUUUCGACGCCCUUAACAAUGCAGUUAUAUUUCAUGGAAAACAUGCAUAGCAAUAUUAAUUCUUUUACUUAUUCGGUAGAAAAUUACGUCUUUUUCCAAUGUUAUACUCAAAAAGGCAUAAUUCGGUUUUUAAAAACUCUUCCAAUUCCCGAAUAAUUUUGAACCCGACCUGCCAUUACACUCGACUUCAGGCUUUCCGAACUACAAACCAUAUAGUUUCCGUGUACGGAAAACCAUACGCUUCUCUGCGGUAUUUAGUGGACAUCAUAUGGCGUUCAUAAAAUUGGGCAGUGGAUUUGAGCCAUGUUGUUAACUUCGCGAACUCCAUUGGUAAAUGCAGAGACAUGGCGUUUUGUAAACGGCCAUUUCAUGGUACUAAAAAAUCUCGCAAUUACAAACAUUGGUUAACAUUCGCCAAUAUAAAUAAGUAAAUAAUAUUUCUAAGUUUCUAAUCCCUUAGUGCUGAGAACUGCAGGAUACAACUCAAUUUGAGCCGGAAAUCAUGCAGUUUUCGGUGUUCGGGACCCACACGAUCCUUAGAGUUGGAGACGUCACGUAGAAAAUUAGGAAUGGCGGAGCCGCUAUUCCUGACGUUUGAUACUAAUAAGAAGUACGCGGGUUCGGUAAGACCCUUUUUAAAAACUAGAUUGGAAGCUAUCGUGUGGGCGUCUGUGUUAGUUUGUUUGAGUAUGGUUUCGGAAUAUGUGGGUCAGAAGGAGAACCUAGGUGGGAAAACAUAGCUGUUCAGAUGCUUCCCAAAAAGGUACGAUCAAGACAAACGACAUAUCACGAGAACGGGGUUUUUCGGGUCGUCUCUGGCCUCUUUGAAGCAUUACUCGGUAUUGCUCCACUUUCAGGUCACAUGUUUAAUGCCUUGAUUUUAGCGCUUUCACAUCUGGAACACAGUUCCAACUCAUAUCAGUUGCGAGCGGAACUACUUAAGCAAUUUGGAAUAUUGCUCAGCAGUCCACACUGAUAUCAAACCGCAUUCGCGUAUUUCUAUGAAAGAUCCCGAUAGUCUGUAGUCCUUCCUGGGAACCGAAAAUUGGCUCGACGGCACACUCAAAAGGACGGAAGGCAAAUAGUGGUUGCGAAACUAGCUGAUACUUGAGGUGGAAAUUGAAAUAUGUCAAUAAAGUAAAAGUCCACGUUAUCGCGCGAAUUACAAACAGCAUAUUAAACUGGCACCUCAGCAGCUAAUAUUUCACAGACAUUUCGGGGGAGGGGUGUAACUGCUGACGACAAAAUUCCAUAAUUGACCGAUUAUUCAGUGAGUCUUCUCCACGCUUAACUCCAUCGACGAAAAGACUUGCUUUCGUAGAGUCCGUUAUUUUGUUGUAAAAUAGGACUUAUUUUACAAAACUGGGAGUUCUGAAGGACUAAAUAAAUGUGAAAUUAUUAAUGAGUGGACUAACAGUGUGUGCAAUUUGUCAUACAUCGAAAUGCAUUUGAAUAGAAGUCCUCUCCUCGAUUUCGAAGGAUGGCGUUGUCCCGAAUAAUUGCCACGCCAUUGCAGCGACAAUGAGCUGCCUGAAAUCAGUGAUUCUUUUGGAUAUCCCUUUGCAGUUCGUUCCCUACAUUACUCAUCUUGGAUUAUGGAAUCGAAUAAAACUCUCGUUCGUUAGAAUCGUCAAAUGAAGAGGGUUUAUAAAGCUGGAACUCUGCCGUCGGCGUAAUUUUAAAUCGCAAAUCAGAAGUAAUUGGACUGCCGGAAUAAAUCCGCGAUCCAUGCACAUUAAACAACAACACUGUCGGGAAAUCGGAACCGACACAAUAUGCGACCCCAUCUAGAAUGCGGAGGAUAUGUCAUCGCGUCUUACGGGAAGUGUUCGAAAUUUUUUUAAAUCCAUGAAUAGGCUCAGACUGAUCCAUGCAUGACCUUUAAGGCGAACCGGAAGAUUGAAUAUUAGCGAAAUUUAAUACCGAAAACCGAAGGAAGCUAAGUAUAGCGUCUGCACAACAAGACACCAAGUUCAGAGAUCAGGCCAGCGAAAUAGCUACUAGAAACACAAGGACGAGUGACGUUCGCGAACCCCAUAAGAGUAAAGUGGGAAAGCUGGCCCAACGGCGCAACACAAUCAUGCUGAGCAGCGGAACACAGGAAAGCCGCCAAGGUGCCCAGCAAAGGUAAAGUAUGCCAAAGUGGCGUGUAUACCAACCGAAUGUGAUAUUUAAGCGAAAAUUUAUGUUAUCUUGAAAAAAGGCAAUCGAUAGACCCAAAUUUAGCAACACUACUUUCGUAAGAGUCAGUGGACAGUAAUAAGUACUUCGCGAAUUUGGGUCCCUUAUUGCAUCCUUUCCUAGAAAUCCUCCACAUCUAAAAGGUUUUGCUAUCGGCAUCAUUUAUUACUGGCGCUGAGUUCCAGGAAUCAGUUAACCAAGAUACGCGAUCGUUAAAGCAAUAAUUUUAUUCGGCUGACCUUCCAGAUUUACACCCGAGCUCACUACCAGAUAUAGUGUUAGAUAAGUAUAAUGAAUGCCCAGAGGCUGCACUGUUAACAGGAUGCAGCUGCCAUGUCACCAUGUGCCUUUCAAAAUCAGGGGCCCCCGAAAUCACCGCAGUUGGCAACGACUGACGCGAUAGUUGCUCGAAAGCCUACACCCGAGUCAUUAACUGUGCGCAAUGUCAUUACUCGUGUUCGUUAUUGACGUAGAAAUUACCCGGACAUUUGGCUCGUUGACAACGAUACUGGAAAUGCUGUUUAUCGCCGCGCUCCCCGCCUGGUUAAUUAUUCUGUCCAGGUAGAGUCUCAGCACUGAAUAUGCAGCAGGCGGUCAUUGCGCUUAUUAGUAGAAGGCCGUCUGGACAACCAAUAUUCAAACAACACGCAUCCAAUGCGGUUGUCGCCCUCCGCAAGAAUGCUCAUCUUGAUGAACUUGAAGGUGUGGGCCACAACUCGGAGACUAGACAGUCCUCCUCACUUCUGCUGCUGCUGUCGCUGCUGCCACAUAUCCGGCUAACAUUGCUCUUGCAAACUUUUUGGGAUGUUCUACUAUGUCUUCGAACCUGUUUUACUAAAUUCAUUAUUCUGAUUGGAUUGUCGAGUAUUUGCCUAACUGAGUUUGCAAUGAAGAAGGCAACAUGUUUCACCGGUAAUUAUUGAAGAAAAGUAAAUAGGAAUCGCUGGGACCAGAGUUAGGAAAUUUGACCGCUGAACAUAUCUGUAUAUUCUCAGUGAUAUAAUACCACUUUCUGUGAUUUAAGAGACUCAUGACUGUAUGCGUAACCUAACCGUAGGUAAGGCAUGUCAUGUCCAUAGAAGACCUCUUAAUUCAACUUCCGGCACAGCUCCUAACUUAAAGCGCAGACGCAUUGUCACCGACAAAUCAAAACCCGCUUGAAACACCUCUAGGUUGAUCGGCUCAUCCGUAAUUCUCUCAGCCAUUCUCUCUCGGCGUCUCAUUUUGGGUCGGGACUAAAUGAUGAGCUGACGCCACUGUAUUCUUAUCCCACUGCCUCUUUCCUGAUAAGCCUACCUUAAGUUCAUUCAUUAACCUCAAAGGCCUUUGCAAGGCUUCAUUUAUAAAAUGAAGUAUUCAAAGACACGGCAUGGGAACGUUGCAUUUACGCACUGGAUAGCCGCACCCUGUCUGCUCGAAAAACGGUCGGUGGGGUAGGUAAGUCGGCUUUUGGCCAGUAUUUCAGUGGUAAGACAAAACGAUUUCCUAUAAAGAGUUACCAACAAUUUGCAACUGAGUCAGCAAUAGAGUAUUAGAAGAAUGGCACAUGCUUUUCGAUAAUACGAGUGCAAAUUUAUGGACCUUUCCACGGACAGUCCUGCCAGACAUCUUAGAUGACGCCACUUAAAAAUAAAGUACUAUCCGAAGGUGCUUCUGUAUGGCAGUUAUCGGGAGUUAACCCACAAAGGAAUAGGACCCCUGAGUGACUACUUCCAGUUCACUAGUCGCCAUCAGCCUGCGACGAUUUAACUGCUGAUGCUGGUGCGCCAAAAGUUCGAAACUGGGUCGACAGGGCCAGUAGCAUUUAAUUCCAACGUUCUGUCGACUUGAAAUAACGGAAAAGCCAUCUGUGGACUGGGCUGAAAAACAUGCAAAUUUGCGUUAGGUCGUCUACCGGUCGAAACUGAUACCUAGGUUAAGUUUAAUACCCCUUCAAGCUCUCAUAUAACGACCAGCAAUCGGUCUGGGAAAAAAACUUCCAGGAAGGAUGUUAGACUGGACUGCCGUGAGCCCGCGGUUGAAAUAGCCCACGAGUGACAGCUCCGUUCCAUUGCCAUCUAAUACUUUCGUAUAUGCGAUUCUUAGCGGACUUCUGUGCUGUUAAUUCUUUUUGGAAUAUUCGUCCUCCUGAAAGUUGUAGCUUAAACAGUGGUAAGAUCUGAGGUUAAAUCCAUUCCACACAAUUUAUCAGAAUAUUACACGAAUACAUAUGUAUUUUAAUUGAUGCAGCCUCCGGAGUCGGUGCCCAACUAGUGUCAUGGGUUUAACAUCCAACCUGACCUCUUAUGUCUGCUAAACUCGGGCGAAGGUGGACAGUGAAACUCCAGUCCCCAGCCAAGUGUCCGUGCGUCAAACCCUAGUCAGUAAUUAAAUAUUCCUCUUUUGCACGCCGUCUGGACGGGAUAUCCAGGACAGAGUGGAGAGUUGCAGUCCGUACCUUAAUGAUGGAACCGUUGGUCAACGACCAAAUUGCCCCAGGUGUGUCAGGCCUGAGAGUGGGUGGCAAAUUAAGGACGAAAAAUGCGACUGAAGUAAAAUGUAACCAUUUCCAUAUACUUUUGCUAGUUAGCCCAGACGCACGCCUAUUUAGUCACGAUAAGAUUAGUCUCAAAAGCACCAGACGCAAUAUUAAAAUAGUACAAAGUCUGAUUUUUCAUCUUAUCGGCGUAGAACAUCCGCUAUAGGAGCUUGAUUCAAGUAAAACCGAAAUUACGGAUGCUAAACGCCUAGCCAACGUGGCAGCGACCUUCGUUCACCUUGAAAAUAUGUGGGGAAAGCCGAAUCCUACAACAAUCAUACCAAGCUAAGAUACGGUGCCACAAUAAGGAAACGUCCUGUUGGUCUCUCGUUGGAUGCCGAGAAAGAAUCCUCCAGUACGAUUCUAAAACGGAAAUUCGCCUCCUUAACUUCAAAAACCGUUUUCUUCUUUCCAGAGAUUGCAGUUCUUUCAGGUAGGUAGAUGAGUAGCAUUAAGGCGUGGGCUGAUCGUUAACGUCCUCAGCAUAAUUAAUGAUCUCAAAAAUGCUAGUUUAGUUCUCAAGUUGAGAGACUUAGGCUGCUGCUGCUGCUGCUGCUGCUGCUGCUGCUGCUGCUGCUGCUGCUGCUGCUGCUGCUGCUGCUGCUGCUGCUGGCCAUCCCACCCAUGACGAUGUGGGUAAACCCAUCCCUCUCAUUCAUCCCAUCCUCCAGCACUUGGUUCCGGUCUUCGGCAUCGGGUUGCUAGGUGAGGCGCCAAACAGAUGCGAAAAAGUGACGAUUGAAUAA
Molecule: messenger RNA, 45737 nt
Organism: Spirometra erinaceieuropaei
Lineage: Eukaryota; Metazoa; Platyhelminthes; Cestoda; Diphyllobothriidea; Diphyllobothriidae
Source: the annotation of a GenBank genome assembly